Cinara cedri is the source of this 46015-nucleotide messenger RNA. Lineage: Eukaryota; Metazoa; Arthropoda; Insecta; Hemiptera; Aphididae. The record is from the annotation of a GenBank genome assembly.
GACUGGUGGAGUGGUAGACCGAAGUGUAAAAAUGUAAAAUAUUGUAAAAUCACAAAUCAGUUGGUCUUGAUAGUUGAUUUUGCGAAAUUUACUCCUAUUUUUGCUGUCAUUACGGAUAUUUAUUAUACAUUUUAAACAUAGUAUUUUGAUUUAUGCGAUUUAUCAUGUGAACCUCGUUGUGUCAAUCAGUUGAAAACACAAUAAUCGUCUGUGAGUAUUUAUUAAUCUGAAGUAAAUGCGUAAUUGUAUUAUUAUUUUUUUUUUUUCAUUUUAAACAAUGUUGUUAUAUUGUUGGUAGAUAUUAUUAACUUGCCGAGUCAUUUUAAUAGCUGUUUACUAGUUUGAUAUUAUUACAUACAUAUUUAAUAUAGGUACAUAUAUAUGUAUAUAUAUAUUAUUAAUUGGUAAAAUUUAUCAUUAUUGUUUUAAAAUAGCUUGUACUUGCCCAUUUACAUUUUAUACUGAUUAAUUCUGUUCAUUUUAAUUUUUAAAUUAUUGAAUUUUUUUGUAUAUCAAUGCCAUUAUUUUAUAUAUAUAUAUAUAAAUAUUACCUUUUGUAAUUGUGAGCAAUCAUUUUGUUUUAUUAUACUAAUAUUGAAGUAGGUAACUUAUAUUAAUAGUAUAAUGAGUUUGUUUAUUAACUUUCAUUGUAUUUCUUAUAUUUGAAUACUGUUUCACAGAUCAUCUAUAGCUCUUGGAUUGAUAUGACAACUUGUAUAUAAUUUCGGAUACAAUAACAUACCGAAAAUGGCUUUAGAGAGCGAUUUGGAUUGGACAUCUGUAAAAUUUGUGUUUUACGAUACAGGUUGCAAUGUAAAAGCCAAUUUGUGUACAUUGCUUAAAUUUAUUGAUCAAAGGUUUGUAUACCUUAUGUUAGCAACACAUUUAAUUUAUUAUAAUAUAUAGUGAAACCUUCCUUAACAGACACCUCCAAAUAGCAGACGUUUAUUUUUGGGAACUGGGGCAUUUUCACUAUGUACACGGAAAACCUCUACAUAACAAACACUUUUUAACAUUGAUAUAUAUCAUUUUUAUCGUAAAUUAAGAAUAAUUUUGGAGUACCUAAAUAAAAGUCGACACUAUUAGGUUAUCUUUUAUGACUAUGAAUGUACAUUAUUAUACUGUACAUGACGUAUAUCUUAUUGUUAACUGUCCAGUUGUUGAUAUAUUACUGUGCCUAUGAAAUGUUUGAACAUUGAGAUGUAUUUAAUUAAUGUAAAUAUAAAAUUUAAUUAAUUGAUUAAAUAAAAAUGCAAUUUAUCCCUCUGAAUUGUGAACAUUUCAGUGAUCAAGUGUCUGAUAUUUAGAGGUUUUGCUGAAUUAGAAUAUUAAACAAGUAUUAAAUUAUUAUUUUUUGCUAUAGUGAAAAAUAUUUGUAUGAAGAGGACAUCAAUGAGAACAAAUUUUGUUUCUAUUUUGUCACAUUAUCUGCUAAUUAUAUUGGUCAUCAUUGCAAUUCAUGUAAUAUAAACAUUAAUAUUUAAAAUAUCUAUACAUUUAAACUAACUGAUAUUCAUUAUUUAUUUUGAAUAGUUAAGAAAGAUGAAUUAUCUGCUGUUAGUAAUGGCUGUAAAGUUCUCUUGAAAUGUUUACUGAAAUAUAUGGGAGAAGUUAAAACUAGUGAUAAUUGGGAUAGUUAUUCUUCUUAUCUAAAUUUAGCAUUGGCGGCUAUAUCAGCAUUAUGUUCUGCAAAACCAUUAAGUGUUUCAGAAUUUGUAUCUGCUACAUUAUUUAUAAAAGAAUGGCCAUUUAACGCACCGAUUUUUGGUAUGUUAGAAUUUUAAAUUUUAAAUUAUAAAUAUAAAUACUCAAUGAUAAUUAUGUUUAGAAGAUAAAGUUAAAGAAAAAGAAAGUAAAAAAUCACUAGUUUACUCAUCAAUUGUUGAACAAAUGAUUAAACCAUUAGAUAGAAGUAAAAUCAAUCUAACUGACUUAUCUAAAAAAGAUGAUAAAGAUAUCAAGGUAUUUUACUUCAUUUAUCAAAUAUGUUUGCAUUUUAUUAUUUUAUAUUUUAAUAAAAUAUUACAACCAUUAUUUAUUGUAUUUUAUUUUUUAAUUUUUAGAAAUUGUUAAUUGAGAAAAAUGUAUCUAGCUUACAAAAGAUGGGAGCAAAUGAUGUAAUUUUAAAAACUUGCACCAAACUUCCAAUCCUUAAAAGAUAUAUUACGGAUAUUCAACUUAAUACCAUUGAAGAAAAGAAAAUUCAACAUUCUUUUGAACCAAUUGGUGCUAAAUUUUCGUAAGUAAAUUAUAAAAUUUUUUUUUUUACAUUUUGGUAAAAUUUUAAAUUUCUAUAUUAAUGAUCAUAAUAUGUCACAUUCAUUCAUAUUAAAUAACUAGGAAUUACAAUAUCAACAUCAGGAUAUUAUUUAAUCCUGUUGAAGAUUAAGUUAAUUGUUUAUUAUUAAAUAUUUAUGUUAUUUUUUAUUUAUUUAUGUCUAAAUAAAUUGUACUAUAAGGGUUUUCAUUAAUUUAUUAUUACAGUUCCUCUGAAACUACUUAUCCAAAUGUGAUUUUGUUUUUUAAAUGAGUAUGUCAGGGAGCAAAUUUUAAGCUUAAUUUUGAUUUUGAUUACUAUACAAAUUAGUAUGUGACUAUCAGCAUUUUAUUGUUUAUAUUUUUUACAUAUUCAGAUGUGUGUGUGUGUGUGUGUGUGGAGGGGUUAUUUUUGUUAACUAGAUAGUUGAAUGUAAUUUUUCCCAAAUAUAUUAAUUGAAAUGUUUAGUUCAUUAAAUGAAUUGUUUCAUAAUAUAAUACUAACUGUAACAUAAUACAAUUGACUAUAGAUACAUUAAAUAGUCCAUUGAAAUAUGAAAUAUAUGACACUAUAAUAAUAGUAUAAUAAUGGAUGUAUUUCUUGAUUCUGGCCACUUAUUUUGUCCACUGUAUACUAUGGUAGAGGUACUGUGUGAAGAAAUGUAAUAUUCACUUUAAAUUAAAAGGUUUCAUAAAAAAGGUAUUAUUCUUGUAUGGUUGUUUGGCAAUGCCAUAGUUGCAUAGCAGUAUCUCCAGUAAAUAGCACACAAUAUAUUCCAUGGCUAUGGUUUAAUCUAUGUCAUAGACUAGAGUAUAGAAGAUCGAGAUAAGAAUACACGGGAAUUUUACCCAAUUUAGCAGUUAUUAUAAAUUUCCAGAAACGAGUUUACUUUAUCAGACACCUUUUAUUUUUCAAUUUUUUUGUUCUGAAAAAUUGUGUUUUUUGAUUCUGAUUUCGGAACUGUUUCAAUUUUUGCAGAAAUAAUUAAAGAAGUUAUAGAAGUUUGAAGUUUUGUCGUUAGUACAGUUUUAGCUUAAAUAGCUAUUUAUUUUAUCUUCUUAUAGUAUUGACUGUGGCGUAUUGAGUAACGCGUUAGCCAUAGAAACUGGUAUCGGGUUUGGUACCACCCAAUGCGCAGUUAAAUUUUUGCACUUUUUUGAGUGAAAAGCAUUUUGGAUGCCCCUAGAAACUUGGUGGGGUCACUUUGCUCAGGUAGGUAACGUUUAAAUUGCAUAUGAAAAUUAGACUUGUUUUUUUACAAAAAUAAGUUAAACAUUUACUGAGUAUUGAACGUUAUAGAACUCGAUACCGCAGUUCCUACAGUUAACGUGUUACCCAAUGCGCCACGGUCAAUUCUAAAUAAAUGACAGUGAAAUAAAUAAAUAUUUAAACUAAAACUGUAUUAACGACGAACUUCAAAUUUCCAUAACUUCUUUAAUAAUGACGUCCACAAAAAAUUCAAACAGUUUAGAAAUUAACGUCAAAGAACACCUGUUUUUAAAAAUUAAAAAACAAAAGGUGUAAAGUAGACUUGUAUCAAUUUCCAAAAAAAUAAAAUAUGUAAAGGCCUAUAAUUUUAUAAUCAAUAUUUUUUUUUUUAAUAAGUUUUGAUUUCAAAAUAUGCUUACAAACAAACAAAUUAUUAACAUAAAACAAGAAUUUUUAAAUAUUAUGAUUUAAGAUGCAGAUAUUUUUUAACACAUUUGUAUAAAAUCAGAUGGUAAUGUGGAAAUUUUUUGAGUUUUUAGCCCUAUGAUCAUUACUCUUCUAAUAACUUACAUUUAGUUUUCCUUUCUAAUGAAAUGUUAGGCUUAAUUGUGCCACAAUUAACACAAGCUUUAAUUAGUUAAAAUGUUAAAAUUAUGUUAAAUAUGUAACAAUUCAUUAUUUUACAAAAUAUAUUUUAUGUAAAAAUGUAUUAAUAAAAUUAUUUUAAAUUUAUUUUUAAGGUAUAGAUAUGUGCUUUUGGAUAUUACUUUUGUUGAAAAUGCACUGGCAUUACCCAUAUUUGAACCAUUAACUAUUAUCAGUCUAAAACAACUGACAAGUGUUAUGAUUGCAUGUCUAAGACUUUCUUUAUUCGUACAAGGCUUUCAUUAUAAUACUUCAGCAAGUACAGGUAUGUUUGAUUUAAAAUUAAUAAUAAUAGUUGUGUUUCAUAAUUUCUUUUUGUAAAUAUACCUUGUUUUAUAAAUAGAUGGUAUAAAUACUGAAGAUGAUGUUAUGUGGAAUCAAGCAGUACAAAUAAUUGAAAAAACUGUUAAUAUUAUGCAAAUAGUCUCUGAUACAUUAAAAAAAUUUUCAUACUCUGUAAGUUGCAUAUUCCUUUUUUAUCUAUACCAUAGUUUUUGAAAUAUUCAUAAAUUAUUAAAACUAUUAAGUUUAUGAUACUAGUUUUAUGUAUAUAAUAUUAUAGGCUCAUCAAAAUUAUUACAUGAUUGUUAUUUGGGUUCUGAUUAAUGGUCUUCAAGAUAUUACAUUAAAAAAUUAUGAACAUAACUCUAUUAGAGAUGAUAAGAUUAUUAAAACUAAAGGAAAAGAAAUAUUAAAAUCAUCUACCAAAAAGUAAGGGUUAAAUUUGAAAUUAAAUGUAUUGAGAACAAUUUUAAUUUUAAAAUCAUUAUUAAUGAAGUAACUAAUUAUCAUUAUUUUUUUUUAAUGAUACCUAAAAUAUUAAUGUACAUUUUUGUUUAUAGUUCAUUUAAUGUUUUAUCAGUGGCAUUAGCAAAUGAAAUGCUUAAUAUGUUAGUUGAUAUUUUGGAAAAUGCUAAAAAAGAAUUUGCUUCAGAUCAACUUAUGAAACUUAUUGAUUUUGAAUCGGAAAUAAUGCCAGCACCUUUAGAUAUUUGUGCUAAAUCAAGAUCAUGUGAUAGACUAUUAAGAAUUUUCCAUACUGUACCUUUGAUCAAAUUUUUUUAUCAAUUAGCUGCAAUUAGUCACAGAAAAGUAAUUAUUUCAGUUUUAUUUGUAAACAACAUUAUUAUAAUAUAAUUUAUGGAAAACAUUAUGAAUGUCCUCUUGUGAAUAUAUUAUAAUUAACAGAUUAGGUAUAAUUGAUUUGAUAACACCUAGUUUAUAUUACUAACUAUCUGUCCUGCCACUAACUUACCUGUGCUCAAUUUUUUAUUUUUUUUAUUACCUAUAUUUUUGGUUUUGAUUGUGUAAGUAUUGAAUGAAAACAAAUAGGAUAGAAAGUGGGGUAGUUCACCUUCAGCAGACUAAAAGUGUUCUGUUGUGAUUUUCAUACCAAAAAUAUCUAAAUACCAUAUUGUAUACCAAUUAAUUUUUUUUUUUUCUGGCGGGGUGGGUUAGUUUUUAAUGGAAGUGAAGCUUAACCUAUCAGGGAGUGGGGUUGUUCAACAGUGGGAGACUGUUAACUGUAUUUUAGUUGUCGCUCACAGACGGCACAGCAUUCCUUUUACAUCUUUAUGUGUGUAUUUGCCAACAAUUUUUACUAUACAGUUAUUCUUUUAUGUUUACUGUUCUACCUAUCUUGUUGUUUUUUAUUGUCAAACAUAUUUUUUUCAUUUUUUAUGUCAUUCCCAUUGUAAAAGCUGUUUGGUGUUAACUUUUAAAAAUAAAUUAAAUAAAAUAAUUAUUAAAUGGAUAAUUCUAUUAAUUUUUUUAUAUAUAUAUGUAUAAAAAAUAGUCUAUAUUUAUCUUAGUACCUACUAUAUAGCAUCUACAAGUAAAUAAUCAUUUUGUACCAUGGUUAAGCUGUUUUAAGUUAGGUAUGGAUAGUUUCGGCUGAAUCUUUAUUGAUUUUUUAAAUAUUCAAAAUAAAUCAAAAAGUCAUAACAAUUGCAUAAAAAUAACAGAUUGUUCACAUAAUUAUAGUACUUCAAAUUUAGGAUCUUAGAAUUUUGUUUGCAAGGAUUUUUCACAUUGUUUGGUUGCGUUUUAUUUGUAUGCUAAGAAAAAUUAAUAAUGACCUGUAAAAGUACUAAGUUAAGCAAGUUUUCUUUAAAAAACUGUCAAUCCAAUAUAUUUAAUUUAAUUUGAAUUAAAUUUAUUAUAAUGAUAUAAUAUAUACCUACUUCAUUUAAUAAAAUAUAUAAAUAUCCAAUUGUACAAUUUGUUAGGAAAAGUUUAGUAGUUUUUAGUAUAAAAUAGCAAACAAUUUUAUUCACAUUUUUAUAGAUGAGCAUAUUCCAAAUCUCAGUUAUUGCAGUUAAAUUUUGUGUUUAUUAAAUAGGUAAUGUGUCUGAUUUCUCAAACGAAGAAUAAAAUAAAUAGAACCAGCUUAGAAUCAAUAGGUAUUGUUUCUGAAUCACCUGAAAGUGGAGCUCCUGAAGAUGGAGGUAAUUUCAAAGAUAAAUAUUAUUAGAUAGUAGGGAUGGAUUUGUAUGUAAAUGCAUAUUUUAUAAUAUAAUAAGAUAUUUAAAAUUUGAUAUGAAAUGUUUAUGAUUUAAAUCAUUCUUAUUAAAAUGAUUUUAUUUAACAUAUUUUAUUGUUUCAUCGUUUAUAUAUUUAAGCUAUGUUACAAUGAACGAAAACAGCCAUUCAUCGGUAUAAAGUGCAUUUUUUCCGGUUCUUUUCUUUUCGGUUUUUCGUAUUUUCUGAGAAAACUCUUGAAAAAAUUAAAAAAUUAUCUCUUUAAGGUACCUCCCUACACCGAUUUCCUUUCAGAAAAAUUGCUACAUGUAAAAAUCAGAGCAAGUUUUCUGGUAGAAAAAUAUUCAAGCUUUAUUGAUUUUAAAAUAAUCAAUGACAUAAUGAUUGGCAGACACCCUUCUAAAACUUUGGAAUUAUCACCUUCAGAUUUUGUAUGUUUCAAAUAUGCUCCAAUUACAUCAGUUAAUGUGAAAUGGUCGUUUAGCUGUUUUAAAAAUAGUUUGAGACCUAUUGGGCUACAUUCAACUUUUAUCAUUAAAAAAAAAAAAUAUAAUUAUUCAAUGCAACACAUCAUUUGACUAGAAAACUACCCAAAAUUAAAGUUUUCCGGUCAUAUCAUUUUUUAUUUUUCAUUUAUAUUUGUUAUAAUUAUAUUUAAUGUAUUUUUUUCUAUUAAUUUAUUGUACUUAUACAGAAAGACAUUUUUUCCCACAUAUUUUUUAAAUUAUUAUACUUACAUAUUUUUGUAUUUUUAUUACAUAUAAAUCCGUAUCCUAAAAUCUAGUUAGUAGAUAUUAAAAUAUUUAACAGUUCAUGUUCUAUAUUUUUUAAUUUUGAUCAUUUUGGGAAUUAGAUGAAGAUAAUGAGUCUUUAUUUGGUGCCUGGUUUGAAGAAGUACUAACGCUUGGUGAUCAACAUACUGAAAAUGUAUCUUCUAAAACUCAAACAUCAGAUUAUGUUGAUUUAGAUAAGAGUUUAUUAGAUCCUUCAAACUGCAGUGUGGUUCCUGAAACUGAUGACCCAGAAGGAGUAAGGAUGAAACUUAAUUUUUAUCGGAAUUAAAUAAUUUAAAUAUUAACUGGUAUAAUUUGUUUAUAGUAUUUGGCACUGAUGAUAAGAAUAUUCAAUAUAUUGGAUAUGUAUUUUUUAAAUACUGAAUGUAGCUAUGUUUCCUUUUACAUGUCUAAAACCAUUCAAACUGAUCAUCUUAUUGUAUUAUCUAAAUUGAUUGUUGAAGUAGAUUGGGCACCUGUUAACAAUGAUUUAUGUAUAUUUUUUUUUUAUUAUUUUAAAAUAAUGAUUUAUUAUUUUAGUUUUAUUUUAAUGUCUAUGCUUGAUUUACUUUUUCUAGCUUGUAUUAUUAGCUCUCAUCAAAAUGUGUCUUCAUCUAUUGGAAUAUUUGUUCAUAAUUUGAUUGCACGCAAUUAUCUUUCGGGAAUCCAACAAGAUGCAUUUCUUGAGUUAAUGAAGAUAAAAAUUCCAUUAGAUGCUUCAGGCAGUAAAUGGUCAUUACAAAUCUAUCCUAGGACUUUGGCAAUACUAGCUCAAGUAUGUAAUAUAUUAUAUUAAUAUAUAGUUUAUACAUUAAUAUGUAAAACAAAUAUAGUAAUAUAAAUAUAUAUAUAUAUUAAAAAAAAUGUCUAUUUAGGGGUACUACAUGUUUACAUUUUAUUGUAGGUUUUAUUGAAAAAAACAAUGUCGGAAAGAGAUGAAUUAUCUAUGUAUAUAUGGCAAAAUAUGAUAAAUGCAUUGAACAAUAUUAUUGAAAAUCCAACAAGUAGUAAUGAACAUUUUGAAGGUAAUUUUAUAUUGUAUACUUGUUAGUAACAAAAUUAUAAAAUUAUAUGUAUGUUUUUAAAUUUCAGAUUUGAAUGUUGAGCAUGUACAGCUAUUAAUAUUUUUGUUUAACUUAAUGUCUUUAACUCACAAAAAGCUAAUUCUAGUAGCUAUUUGUAAUGCUUUAAUAGGAGCAAAAUUUCAUUUGGUAUUAAACCCUGUUUACAACAAUCAUAUUUUAGCUCUAAGUAGACUACUUCUUUUAUUUGAUUACUUGGUUCGAAGAUUGUAUGAUGUACCUGAAUAUUUACUAUUUCAGGUAAUUAUAUUUUAUUUAAGCUAAGACUGGAAAUGACAUUUUUGUAUAAUUUUAGGUUGAAUGGAACUUAAUGCGUAUUAAAAGUAACAUAAAGGUACCCAGUGAUGAAGAAUUACAAUUGAAUGAUGAAAAUACAUAUAUGAUAUAUAAUUCUAUAGAAGAAAAUUUCCAGAAAAGUUUAGAUAGUAAUGGAUAUUCAUUAGCUGUUGUACCUUGUUUUUAUAAAUUAUUAGAUGAUAAACAAGCAGUAAAUGAUGCCCCUAAAUUGGAUGGAUUGGUUAGUUUCAGUUAUUAUUUCCACAUUAUAAUAACAGAUAGGGGUGGAAAAUGUUAAAUUUUUUUUUCUUUUUUAGUAUAUUCAUACAUAAAAUAUUAUUGUUUAAACAAUAUGUCAAUAUUAAAAAUUUAAAAUAUUUUUCUUAAAAUGAAAAUUAAAAGUAUAAAAACUGUUUUUUCAUAUGAAACAAGUUCAUAUUAAUUAUUAUUAUAAUAUGGAGGUAUAACAUGUACAAGUAAUAUAAUAUACUACUUUUAUUUAUAUACUCAAAAUACCAUACUUAUGCCAAACAUAAAAACAUCAGCAAAAUUUACAUUUACCCUGUAAAUUUCUAGGUUACAUCUUUACAUAUAAAUCCAUAUUAUAUAAUUAAUUAUUUAAGUUUUAAAUUUUUAUUAUUUAUUUAAAAACAUAUCCAUUUCCGUAAUAAUUUUAAAAAAAUUAAUCAAAACUUAUAAUAUUAUUGUUCAUGUAAUUUAAUACCUUUUUUUUUAUAUUGUAUUAAAAUAUGAAUUUUUUUGUGUUAAUAGGCUCUUAAUUUUAUACUUAAUCAUCCCGAAAAGUUGAGAUAUCCUCAAUUAAUACAAUCGCUAUUGGAAAUAUCAAAAGUUCUAAAUAUGUGUGAAGGAAUAAAUGAAGACAAUAGUAAAACUGAGAACUAUUUAAAUCCAUUAACACUAUGUAGUAUUGAAUAUUGCUUUACACUUACAUGGAAGUAAUUAAUUAUUUACUUAUUUAAAUAAUAUUAUUUUGAAUUAGUAAACAUUUUUUAAAAUAUUUGUUUUUUUCGUUAGAUUAUUAUUAUCAUUACCUAUUCCUGUUCAAAAACUCCAAGACAUGAUGGAAGAUAAAUUUAAUGAUUUUGAUACAUCAAAUUUGUUGUAUUUCUUAGUGUGGGGUCUUAGAACAAAUUCUAAAAUUCAUUAUCACUUUUUAAAGGUAAUGUUUUAAAAUAAAAGUCAGGGUAGUUUAUUGUUAUUAAUUUAAUUAAUAAAUAUUUAAUAUAAAUUUGAUUUAAACGUUGUUUUCUUAUUUAUAUUUAUAAAAAAUUAAAUAAACAGGAAGGAAUUUACAAGCAGCUCUGUGUAUUGGAAACUUCUGACAAAGAUACAGAUCAUCAAAGUUCAAAAGAAUUGUUGUCAAAAGUAGCUACUUCAGCUUCUUCGAUAAAAUAUGACUAUGAAAUAGCAAAAUCACAUUUUAUUAAACACCUUCGUCAAACAGGUAUGCAAUACAUAUAUCUAAGUAACAACUUACUAAUCUUACUAUUUUUCCUAUUAAAUUUUGUUGUAUAACAAUUCUAUAAUUCAAAAAUAACAUUUACAGAAAAAAAAAGUUAUUUAGUUUAUACGCCAUAAUAAACCAAUAGUCCAAACAAUUUUGAGUGGUUAUAUAUGUUUUAAAAUGUUUUUAAUUUUUAAGAUUUCGUUAAAUUUUGAUAUUAAAAUGUUAAAAAAAAAAAUUAGUAUAUUAAAAUCUACUUUAUUUUGUUAAAUUUGUAAGAAACCCUUAGUUAAAUUUCAAGCAUUUCUGUUUGACUGAAUAAUUUUAACCACAUUUUAAAUCUAAUUAAAACUAAUAACUAAAAAUUCAUAAUUAUAGCUCAAAUAGUUUUAAUUGUUAAAAUUUUACCACUUCCAAAAAAACUAAUAUAAGUAUUCUAUGAAAAUAUCUGGUUUUUACAAUCACUUUCAAUGCAAUAAACUUACCCAGUUUUCCACAGUUAUAGAAAAAUACACAGUAAAUCAAAUAACAACUCUGUUAGAGUUACACACCAACUAGAUGAAAUUUCUUUUCAGAAAAGAUUUUUAUUUUAAAAUCUGAAAAGAAAAUUAUUAAGUAAAAAAAAUUUCAUGCUGCUAAUUAGUGAGUCACUAUUUUAGGUGGGAUGUUAAGAAGGUAAAAUAAAAUAAUUUAAUUGUACGUCUGUACAUACCAUUAAAAUCAUUGUUAACAAAAAAAACAUGUUUUGAAAUCCCAAGAUUUCCAUACAAAUUUAAACUUAAACAGUUUAAAAAAAGAACUUACUACAUUAUAAUUUUUUUAAACAUUUAUUUAAGAAUAUUUAAUCUGUAAGUGGUAUUUUAUAAUAAAUUUAUGUGAUUAGUUAAUAUAUUUUGAACAUUAAUGGCUUUAUUUAUGGAAAUACCCAAUAGUAGUACUUAUAAUGUGGAUUUUAUGUUAUAGAUAUUGUAGAUUUUCACAUUUUUUUUAAUCACCAAUUACAAUUUAUGGUUAAAUUUGUGUUUAAUAUUCAAACAUUUUUGAUGGGCUGACAAUAAUGUAUUUAUAUAAAUCAUAAAUUAUUAUAUGCAAUUUUGUGAUUAAAAUUUUAAUUUUAAUUGAUAAAAAUAAAAUCGGGUCUAUAGAUUAUUGAUAUUUUUAUAUUGCUAUAAAAAUAACUUUAAACUUAAAAUAAAUCCUGUAUCAUAUUUUCGAAUAGUUUUAAAGAGCCAAAAAAAAAAAAAUGUUUAAGGAUUAUUAGCAAAACUAAAAUUUUAAAAAUGACCAUAAUAUUUGAAAAUGUUACAGGAUUUAGAAAGGGCUGACAUAUAUGUAUCUAGUGAUAAUUACACACAAAUAGAAAAACAUUUGAAAGUACAGAAAUCUUUAUUGUAUACAUUUUCCCAUUUUCCCAAUUAUCAGGAAAAUAUAAAAAAAUUUAAUGUUCAAACCAAAUUAUUUUCUACAAAUAUAUGUUCUUUUAUUGUUUUUUGAUUGGAGUAAAACGUUUGGUAUGAAAUUUGUUCUUUAGACAGAAAAAAAAACCGUUGUUAAUCUAUUUCAUUGCUUAUGUUUGGGAUUUAAAAUUUUAGACACUUAAUGUAAAACCUAAUUUAACACACAACACUUUGAUUAUGUUAUUGAUCGUGUAAAAUUGUAUUAUUAAUCGAAAGUUAAUUACAAGUAGUUAAUCUUUCUAAGUUCAAUAUUUUUAAAUAAAUUAUUCAUGUUAUUCACGUUUUAUAUAUGGUUUAAGAUACAAAAAAUAAAAAUAAUAUAACAUUUAAUAUUUAAAUAUUGUUAACUUUAUAUUUCAUCAAUUUUUUUUUUACAUAGAUGCUACAAAAAAGAUUCGUUUUCCUAUGUUAUUGGAUAUGAUAUUGUUUGAUGGUGUUGUUUCAAAAAUAUUUAUUCAAAGUCGACCAGGAAAAGUAUCUGAAGAUAUUGCCAAGUAAUAUUAUUUAAUUGUUCAAUUGUAUUAUCUUAUUUAUUAUAUAUAUUUAUAUGUGAGUAUUUUUUUAGAUCUUCCUAUACUGAAGUUAUUCAAACACUUAUGCCAUACUGCAUUGAGUUGGCUAUGUUGACAUUUAACGACAUCAAGUAUGUAUUUAAUUUCUAUAUUUUUCUAUUCAAUUUUUAUUUGAAUACUUAUAUAAAAUGCAUCUUUUAAAUUAUAUUACAUAAUUGUAUAACACUUCACAGUAAACUGUGUUUAUAAUGGCCAUACUUGUUUUAUUUACCAGGUUUAACAUUCUUCAUCAAAUUUCUAAUUCAAACCAAUCUCAAAAAUAUUCGUUGGGAGAUGUAACAAAUUUGAAAAUAAUUUUGUCAAUGGCAAAUAAUUGUUCAAUAUUAGAAUUUUCUCCGGUCACUUAUAAUUUGCCAUAUUUAUUGUUUGAUAUAAUUCCAUCUUCAGUUAUAUCUAUUAUUACAAAAUGGAAUUCAGUUUCUAUUGGUCCUCAACUAAAGGUUGGUAUUAUGGAUUUGAAUAGUUAAAUAUACACAAAGUAGCUAAGUAUUAGGCAUUGGUCAUAAUUCAGUGUUAUAUCUUAGUCAUUUGCAUUGCUUUCUUUAGGCAGGUGAAGGACUGUUUGUCAAUGGUAUAAAGGUGUUAUUUAUCUCUAUCCUAUUAUUAGCAAUAGAUACUAAACUAAUUUGAAUAAGUGUUAGAUAAUCAUAUAAUUAUAAUUUCUGACUACAUAAAAUAAAACUUAUAUGGUCUGACUGAAUUAUUUGGACCAGAAAUAUGUAUGACUAUAAUUUUAAUGAUCAAACCAUUUUGAGACUUGUGUAAUUGAUAUUUAAACUUAAAUAUCCUUAUUUUGUUAUUGAAUUUAAAAAAAUAUAUAUAUAUAUCUCUUCAACACUCUUACUUAUCUUGUAUUCUUGUACGUAAUACUACCUAUUAAACAAUGAUUAAAUAAUAUUAAUAAUUUUUACUACAGACAUCUAGUUCGGAUAUUUUGCCUGAAAAUUUAAUGCAACAAAUUGUAAAACAUCAUUCAUCUUUUGUAUCCAGUCAGUUAGUAUAUUUUAAUACUCCAUCUUUAAAGCGACUACUUAAUACACUUGUUGUGUUUAUCACAGAAAAUAUACAGUAAGUUUAAUAUCUAUAAAAUAUACAUUGUAUAUAUAUAUAUUGUACAUAUAUUAUAUAAUAAUAGUAAAUUAAUAUUAUUUUAAUAUAAAUUAAUUUAGUGAGUUAGUUUUAAUAACUAAACAAUAUGAUAUACAGAAUAAUUUGAUAAAAAUCAAAAAAUAAUUGGCUUUUGAUUAGUUUUAUAUCAUUAUUUUUUUUUAAAUUUUUAUAAAUAUAGAUUGUGUUCGGACUUAACAUUAUGUUCAGAUUUUGCAAAUCUAUUGUGUUCUAUGACAGUUGAUUGUUCUUCAGAAUAUCUUUUGGAACAUAUUGUACCUACAUUAGAAAAAUUAAAAACUCCAGAGGAAGAACCUGAUUUUAUGAUCGCUUUACUUAUUACUAAAAAUAUAAGAAAAUUGGCAAUACAGUACAAACGUGAUGAUACAACCAAUACGUAAAUAUAUAUUUUUUUUUUCUUAAAUUUAACUAUUAACUAUAUUGAAUGUUUGUAAUUUUAUAGAGAUUAUUUAGUUGAAAAAGCUUUGAUACACAGUCUUUUUUGGAUUGAACAGUUAAUUUUUGAUUUUCCAAGUGCUCAGAAGGCUAUUUUACAAACUUUCUGUGUACGUUCACUUAAAGAAGAAAUUUCAUUGAGAAAAUUUAUUUCAUCGGGUGUUUUCGUUAAAACAUUGGUUAGAUUGAUCAACAGAUUAUUCUUAGAGCGUAAGUAAAAAAUAAAAUGUAUAUUUUUGAUAUAAUUUCAUAUAUUUAUUUUUAUCUCAUAGUUAAAACGAGUAAUAAUCAAGAACUAAAAUUAAUGUGUCGUCUUAUUAUUCAACUAUCAACUGUUCCAAAAAAUAGAUUGGAUCUAUGGUUGCAACGAAUUAUUGUCGGUUGGAACAAAGACAAAGAUUUAAUUGAUGCGACUAGUAUUUUAACCAAAGAAUUAAAUGUUUUUUUGAAUGAUAAACACUCUAAUACAAUUAAACAUUUUAAUAACAAUAUUUCAAGUGUAUUUAAUCCUGAAGACAAUUUCGAGUUGAUAAAAAAUAUGAUAGAUUAUGUCAUUACGUUAGAUGCGUAAGUAUAAUAUUGUUAAAUAUAUUUACUACUAUAAGUUACAUACCUAACAAUAUUUUCUAUUUCGUAUAAAUAACCGUUUUAAUAUAUAUAUAUAAGUUAGCAGUAAUGUAUGUAACACAUAAGUACACAUUUUAUAUUAAUGUAGUACUUAAUUUUACAAAUUUUUUUUUUUUUGUCUUAAUAUUUUAAUUAUUUAAUAAUUCUAAUAAGUUUAUGUAUAAAUCAGAAUAAACUUUUUCAAAGUGAAUAUUAAUAUUUUAUACGUGUAUGUAAAAAUAAUUUUACAUACAUCAACUAAAUUGUUAUUGUUAAUUUAUAAAAUAUCUACUUAGUACGUAGAAUAACUAGUUGAAGUAUAUAUUUUUUAUUCAUUCAACACAUUAACUGAAAGUGUCUGUAUAUCUAUAAAAUUAUUAGUUAUUUUAUAGAAUUAUGUAUUUCCAUACUUAUUGCUAACACACACACACACAUAUAUAUAUAUAUAUAUAUAUAUAUAUAUAUAAUUUAAGGUAAUUAUAAUUCAAAGAUAAUAAUCACAUACAUUUACAUGAAGUUUAAACUAAUACUUUUAGAUUCUGAGCAUAGUAAUGAAUUUAUUGGUUGUACAGUAAAAUCUUUAUAUAAAUUACAGUUAUGGUACAAUUUCAAGUGUGUUAUAGACAGGAUUUAAUAUUUCUUUGGUAAAAUUCACAUACGUAACUACAUAUGUAUUUAAUGAAAUUAUUUUAUAUAUUUUAAACUAUAUAAUUGAAUUAAAAAUUAAAAUGAAUACAACAAAAUGUAUAACACUAUGAAGCAAUAUUGAAUAAACACAGAAUAGUCACUGAAAUGUUUUAUGCGUAUUUCUGGUUAUUUCUGUUCUUGCAAUUAAUUUUAUCUUUAUUAUUGGUAUAUGAAAGUAACCUGUCAUAAAUUUGUAUACAAUUGGUGAUGUUGUGUGGUAUGUAUUUAUGUACGCAAUUGAGUUUAAACUAUGAUUGUUGUCUGUUAUCAAGGUAUUAGGGAACAAUAUUACUGUCUGCGUCAGGUAUAGUCAGGUUGAAAUACAUUGAAAUGUUUAUAUUUUUGACAGGACCUUAGUAUUUUGUCCUUUAAGAGAUGUGUCUGUUACAACUGGUUUCACUGUACUAUGAUAUUUCUUUUCUAUCAAUUGAAAAUUUUUCUACUAAAAAUCUACUUCAGUGAUUUUUUUAGUUCUAGUAGCAAAUUUUGUAUGAUUGUGCAUUGGGGUAUCAUUGUUUUAAAUUUUCCUUGCAGUUGUCUUAAUAAUUAGGAAAUGCCUUCUAUAAAAUAGGAAAAUGUAUGCAUUUUAGGUUUCUUUUUGUUAGGUUAUGUUGAAAAUUAAUAUAGUGACCUAAAAUUUUCACUGAAUACUUAUUUUAUUUUAAUUACAAGGUAAUGUAUUAAUUAAGUUAAUUAACUUUACCUUAACAAUUAACUUAACAAUACUAUACAUGAGACACAAAAUCUCCUUAAAUUGUUUAUAAUUUUAAAAGUAUUGAGUAUUUAUAAAUCUAAAAAGUUAAUAAAUAAAUUUGUUGAUUAAUAUGGACUUUCUCAUAAAGUGGAAGAAAACACCAUCUCUUUUGUAAUAUUUAUUGUACUGAAAAUAUAAAAUUAGAAACAAUUUUUAGUAAAAAUGUGUAAUUUUUUGUUACGUAUAUAUAUUUUUUUAGAAAUGAUAGAGAUGUGGAAUUAAAAACAAAGGCUUCAUUAUUUUAUUUGGAUAUGCUAAUACCCAUUGUGACUUAUUCAUUAGUUUUUGAAAAUGGAGAUGGAUUUUUAAAAAUUUUUGCCCAAAUGGUGCGUUUAGCUGAUCAUGGAGGUCCUACUGGUCAUGUGAAGUUGUUUAAAGCUAGUGUGAAGUUACUUGAUACUAUUAAAAAUUGGUUUAAAACUAAUUUAUUAUGCCUUCAAAAAAAUGAUCCAUAUCCACCAGUCGUGAUUGCUUCUAGUUGCUUGGUGAACUAUAUAACAGAUGUUAUAUCUGCUAUGAAGCCUAGAGAUUCAGAAAACUCAAUGUCAUUAGAUUCUAUAUCAUUACAUUAUUUUGAUGGUAUGCAAUUGGACGGAUAUUUACCAUGUAAUGAUAGAGAUAUUGAAGCUUUAAAUGAAGAUUCUGUAAGUAUUUAUAUUAUUAUAUAAAAUUAAAAUAUUAAAAAAAAAAAAAAAAAAUGAAUUUAUAUUAACUGUUUAGGACGAAGAUAGUCUUUAUUACAAGUUGUGCACAUUUACUGUUACUCAAAAAGAGUUUAUGAAUCAACAUUGGUAUCAUUGUCAUACAUGUAAAAUGAUUGAAGGAGUUGGAGUUUGUAGCAUAUGUGCUAAGGUGUGCCAUAAAGGUCAUGAUGUUACUUAUGCUAAAUUUGGAAACUUUUUCUGUGAUUGUGGUGCAAAAGAAAAUAAUUUUUGUCAGGUAAAAAAUAUAUAAAUGCUACUUAAAUGUUCAAGAAUUAAUCUCAAAAGUUUUAUAUACAUAUAUUAUUUUAUUUAAUAGGCAUUGGUCAAAAGAAAUCCUAAUUCAGUGCUUGAUGCAAAUAGUCGAGAUAAAACUGCUUCUACUGAGGGCGGAAAUUCAAAUCCUGAACAAGAAAAAUCAGAUAAUUACAAUUCAUCUUUGACUAAUGAUCAUAAUCAAGAUCCAAGAAAUAUGAACACAAGAAGUUUAGAUUUUGAAUCUGGUGUACUAAAUUCACUUCCUGGUAAUUUGUUUAUAAUAUUUUAUAUUGACAUAAUCAUUUUUUUUUUUUAAUUAUGCCAAUUAACAAACUUUUUAAAUUUUUAGUCACAUAUAAGGAGGUAUUAAUACCAAUAAUAAUGGAUCAAACUCAAAUCAUCGAGCCAACAUUAGAACUUUUUAAUCAUUUAAUGAAUCCAGUUAUUUUAUCGGGUGAAAAAAAUUCUGCAAUUGCUUGUAACACAAGAGCUAUACAUGCAUUAAAUGACUUACAAGAAUUCGAAAAAACUAUUGAAAUAUCAGAUAAUCUUAUGGUAAUUUAUAGGUUCACUUAAUAAAUUAUUGCUUAUUACGAUACUUAUAUAUGAUAUUUAUUUAUUUAGUUGCCAACAAUGGGAUCUCAAGAAGGUGCUUUUGAAAACGUUAAAAUGAAUUUUAGUGGAGAUCAGGGCCAAACUAUUAGACAACUUCUAUCUGCUCAUAUGAUACGUAGAGUUGCCAUGUGUUGUUUAUCAUCUCUGCAUGGUAAAAGACAACAUUUAGGUAGUUAAAAUAUCUUUUUAAUUUAUUUUAAAAUUAAUAAUUAACAACAUUUUAUCAACAAAUCAAUAUUUAGUCUGUAUGUAUUUCAAUAUUUUAUUAAUAAAUAAUUUAUAUUAUUUUUUUUUUAAUUAUAACUAAUACACUUAUACAGUAUACAUUAUUAUUUUUAGUUGCUGUAUCUCAUGAUAAAGGAAAAAUAACAGUCUUGCAAAUGAGCUCAUUAUUAAAACAAUCAGAUAUAUCUAAACGUAAAUUAACUUUAGCACGGUUAUCUUCUGUUUCCAUUCCAUUCACUGUAUUAUCAGUUACUGCAAAUUCUGUUAAUGAAGACUUCCUCUCUGUUUGUGGACUAAAGGUAUUGAAUAUUGUACAAUUUUAUAUUGUUUUUAAAAUAAUAUUAGAUAUAUAAUGACUGCUUUUUAUUUCUGUGAUUAAUUGCUUUACUUAUUUUUUCAGGAUUGUCAUAUUUUGACAUUUAAUACGAGUGGAACUGUUAAUGAGCAUAUUGUUCUUCAUCCAUCUUUAGAAGUAGGAAAUUUCAUAAUUCGGUCAAUUUGGCUUCCUGGUUCACAAACUAGUUUAGCACUAGUGUCUGCUGAGUUUGUUAAAAUUUAUGAUUUAUCUAAGGAUGUUUUAAGUCCUCAAUAUUAUUUUCUUGUACCUACCGGCAAAAUACGAGAUGUGACAUUUAUGUGUACUGAGGUAUAUUAUAAUGUAAAACUAUUUAAUGUGUAUCUAGUAAUAUGUUAAAAUGUCUAUUACCUAUAGGAACGGUCAACUAUGAUAUUAAUUUCUUCUGGAGGUUAUAUAUAUACACAAGAUAUGGAUACAAGUAGCUCUGCGGUACAUGGUCCAUUUUAUGUAACCAAUACUAUUGAUAUUGUUCAUCGAGAUAUCAGUGUUAGUUUAUGUCAGAAUAUUAUUCUUAAAUUAUUCUUACAGUGUCCCAUAAUUAUUUACCAUUUUAAAUUGUGAGACUUCAAAUAAACCUAUUUACAUGAUUUUUGGGAUACACUAUAUGAAUAGUAUUAUGUAGUAUGUAUUAUUUAUUUUCUGAUUAAUUUAAAAAUACUCUGCAUAUAUUUUAGGAUGUAAAUGGUCAAGUUUGUGGAGGUGGUGUGUCAGUUUAUUAUUCCCACACAUUAUCAUUAUUGAUGUUUAGUUAUGUAAUGCCUGGUCGAACAUUUAUUGCACCUUUGAAUGAAGAAAGAUAUCAAGGAGGUGUCAUUACAUUACAUCCAGUUUUUGCUAUCAAUUCACAAACUUCAAGCCCUAUUGCAAAAAAUAAAAGUAACAUUAACCAGACAAGUUCAUCUGCUCCUACCCAACCUAUGUGGCAGUGGUCUGAAGUUCCUGGACAUCCUGGUUUAGUAUGUGCAAUAUUGCAAUCGAGUAAGUUAAUACAAUUUUCAAAAAAUUUGCUGAGUGAACCAGUUUGUAAUACUGAUCAGUUAAUUUAGUUUUGAUUUAUCAUCAUUGUGCAAAAUAUUCCUAACCAAUUUAGUUAGAAAUUUGUGAAUACAUCAGUUCGUCCACACUCGCUACAUAAUUUCUUUAUUAACUAUUUCAUUAUUACCGUAAUAUUGUAUUGUUAUUAUAAAAUAUAAUAAAAACCAUAAUAUUUUGCUAGUAAAAUAUUUAACUUGGUCACUUGAAAAUGAUUGAUUCUGCAAUAAAAUGUGAAUUGAUGAUAACUUAAAAUGUUAUGAGAAAUUAACAAAUAUUGAAUUAGGUGAAAUUAAAAAGUUUGUGGUGGACAUAAUCCAGGAUAGAUAACUAUUCACUAAACCAGUUUGCCAUAUUUUUACAACAGUAUACCUAACAAAUUUUUUAAAACACUGAUGGACAUUACUGCUAUAACAGUAAUAUGUUAAAUGUUAUAUUACAACAGUCCACAUUGACAAUUUACAUAUAUUUUUCAUGUAGGUAUAACACUACUAAUAUAACAAUAAAAAUUAUAUUUAAAGUGUCUGUCAAUGUGUUAACACAUUGGUUUAGUUUUUAAGGAGGAAUCUAAACUUGUUUACUCUCACAAAAUUCUUAUUUAACUACUGAUGAAUGAUGGUAAACAUUCAAUUUCAUAUUCUAUAAUCAUAAAUAUGAAUACAUUUUGAAAUACUAUUAACAUCUGUACAAGAAUUAGAAAAAUAAAUGGAGAGGGACUAUGAAAUUUCAAAAAUGACUGACCUUAACAGUGAUUAACCUAGGCUUUUUUUUUAUUUUUAUUUGAAUUGAGAAACUAAACUAUGAUUAUUUCACCCCAUCAUUUAUUAUUAAAAAAAAAAAAACAAAAACAAAAAGUCCUCAACCUAACCUAACACACAUCUUAUAUCACUUUAAAUUUAAUUAAAGUAAAUAAAUAUAUAAAUAAAAAUUGUAUUUAUAAUAAAAAAAUUAAUUAAUUAAUUAAUGUAACUUGGAGUAUUAUGAGUAUUAACCAUUUUAAUAAUUUUGUUUUUACUAUAUUAUUUUAAAAUUAAUUUUAGUAAUACAUAUAAGUAAAACAACCAAUGAUACUCAUAGUUAGAUUUUUUAUAACAUUUAUUUUAUAUUAACUUAAAAAUAUAUAUUAUAUAUUUAUUUUAUUUUUUUUUAAAUUUGUUUCUUAUUUUCGUUACAUAAUCUAAACAUUAGUUUAGAUUUUAGUGAAAUUAUUAAUUAAAUUUUUAUCCCAAAGGAAUUUGCAAUUUGGAAAAAAUAAUUAUGAUAAUAAUUUAAUGCUAAACAAAAUUUUACAAUUUAUCUGAGUUGAUAAUGAAUCUCAGAAUAAAAUUCCUAGAAAAAUCAAACUAUUAAAAAUAUUAAUUCAAUUUAUAAAUUUAUUUAAAAAAUGAAAUUUGAUUUUAGGUAAUACUCCAGUAGUAUUUAUGAUAACACCAAAAGUUAUCAGUCUUCAAGAAAUUAAAUUGGCACAAACCAAAACAAAGAUAACAGAUAUGGUUGCUGUACGCCAUCCUUUAUCAAAUGGAGACUAUAGAACAACAUUAGUAAUUCUAUGUGAAGAUGGUAGUUUGCGUAUGUUUUUAGCUGCUAAAGAGCAAACAGGUCAUUAUUUUAAAUUAUUUUUUUAGAUUGAUGCACCCUGAAUAUGUUGAAUAAACUUUAUUAUAACUAAUCAUAUUUACGGUUUUUAAACUAAAAUAUUUUUUAAUAUUCUAUCAAUUUUGUGUAUUUUUUUUUUUAUAAUGUUGGGUAUAUUUAAUUAUUUUAAUUUUAUAAUUCAUACAUUUUGAUUCAAUUAAUAAGAGCACAUUACCAAUGGUUUUUGGCAUUUUGAUAUGUUUACACAAAACAGACAAAAGUACAUUUUUAAAUGAUUUUGAGAGUGAAAAUAUUAAUUUAAAUAAAAAUAUAGGAUAUUAAGGUGAUAUUACAUGCAUAUUAGAUUCUGUGUGGGGUGAAAAAGCCUAUGGUUUUACAAAGAUGUUUAUUUUAUUUGAUUUUUAAGUGUAGCGCCUUUUCUGAAAGCAAAUGGGUGUGGGGAGGUACUUUAGAGAUGUCAUAUUUCAAUUUUCUCUGGAGUUUUCUCAUGAAAUGUAAAAAAAAAAAACUGGAAAAUGUACAAAAUAUAUAAGUACAGUAAAACUUCUGUUAACGGUCACCUCUAAAAGACUGUUACCUCUGUGUAACGGUAAUUUUGUUUGGUCUUGUCAAGUGGUAUGCCUCUAUAGGAAACCUCUAAAGGAUGGUCACCACUAAAUAGAGGUCAUUAUUUCUGAUCUCUUCGGUGACUGUUAUAUGGAUGUUUUACUGUAAAAUAUAAUGCUCUUCUUUUUUCCUUUCUACUAGCAAUUUUGAUCCGAUUUACAAUUAUAGCACUUUUUCUGAAAGCAAAUUGAACUGGAAAGGUACUUAAUAUUUUGAUUUUCCCAAAAGUUUCCCAGUAAAUAUGAAAAACAUGGGAAAACCAGAAAAAACUUAGAAAACACAGGUAAAUCUGUACAGCAUUCAAUAAAUAUUAUAAAAGAAAAUAUUUAAUGUUUAUUUAAGUUUUUUAUCAUAAUAUGACAUAUAUUGUUGACAAAGCAUUACUAUCAACUGAACUCCACUCAGACUUGUUUUUUCGUUAGCAAUGGUUUAUUGUUGCUUACAGGUACACAUAAAAUUACCUAUAUAAAUGGCUGCACCUAUCUCCAUUAUCCUAGAACAGCCUUUUAAAAAUAUUAGUCAAAAAAUUAGGUACAGAUUUAAAAAAAAGGUUAAAAUAUGUCUGUUUACAUUCAUGAUAUAUGGAUAUAUGAUAUAUACAUACAUAACAUAUAAUGUAAAAUUCAUAUAAUUGUUCUCUCAGAAAUAUUGUCAGUUAUUUAUUUUAUUAUAGUUGUUUUAUCUCUGCAAAUUCUGUGAAAUGUACUUUUUUGUUUUAUGUUGACAUAGAUUCUAAUACAUUUUAUAAUUAUACUAUAACAUGAAUAUUUGUGAUUAUAACUAGAAGUUAAUUUAUUUAAAUAUUUUCGAUUUCUUAAAUUAACAUUUUUUUUUUUAAAUUUCAUUUAAGUUUUCUAAUACUGGAAGUGCAACAUCAUUCUUAAGAAUUUAUAAUUAAAUACUGCACUACUUAAAAUAAAUUUGUAACAUGGUUUGGAUUUAAUUGUUUUAGAUUUUUGGUUAUCACCAUCUUUUCAGCCUUCACGUCGUCCCACAUUUUGUAAAUCAAAAAAAAAGAAAAUUAAUAAAUGUGGAAGAUCAACAGGUAUUUAACACGUUUACUAAUUUGUAUUUUGUUAAUUUAGUAUGAUAUUUUAUAAUUUAAAUCAAAUUUAAUUUAUAGGAAAUAGUUCAUCGUUUCCUAUUGAUUUCUUUGAAUAUUGUGUAGCAAUGAAUGAUGUUGAAUUUGGCGGUAAUGAUCUAUUGCAAAUUUACAACUCUCAACAAAUAAAAAAUAGAUUAAAUAGUAAUGGUGAGUUUAAACAUAAAUAAAAUUAUGGUUUAUUACUUUUAUGGUUGUAUCCCUUUCAAUUUAAGAAGACAAAAUACUGCAUGUGUUGUCUCCAUUUUUUAAUUAUAUAUGAUAGUAAUUUUGCGUUUAGUAUGGUCAAUUUAGAAUGAAUUUGUGGUAAUGGUAUUAAUAAAUUACCAACUUAAUUAAAAAUUAAUAACGUUCAUUACACAGAAUGAUAAAUAAUUGCAUUAAAGAAAAAAAUUUAAUAAAAGUAUAAGAUAUAUAAAUGAGGGCAAGUUCGUACAAGUAAAUAAUUUUGCGUGUGAAAAACGGACAGUGUGUGAUGAAAUCCGAAAACUGAUUGUGUCAAAGGUGAAACUGCUUCAGUCUUAUAUAUCUUCUCAGCGCCAUAUCUCUAAAGGUUCUUGUCGUUAGGGCUGUCAAACAUUCUAAAGUGUGAUUGGGAAUGUCCAUAACGCUGGAGCGGUCAAACAUUCUAAAACAUUCGACCACCACAAAUUGACACUUAUUAUCAAAUUUAGAAAGAAUAUUAUAUUUGUUUGAAUGUAGGUAGGUUUUUUUUUCUAUUUAAUUUUCAAGCGAGUUAAGUAUUUUCAAAUUGUAAUAUUUUACAUGUUCAUAUGUCACUUAAAAAUACAAAUGUUCUUACCUUUAAGUUUGAUAAUAGAACAAUUCAAUCUAAUAUUAAAAUUAACAGCUUGAAAUUCGCAGAACUGAAUGAAAAUUUGCUGUUGUGAGUUUGUAAAACUGAGACUGCAUAUAUGUUUUUAAUACAUCCCAUUAACUUCUUGUUAGUGAACACAUUUCACAUUUUUUUUUUUAGGAAUGUAUAUAAUAUCUACAAAACCGCGUUUUGGUAUUGAAGUCAUUAAUAAUGAUGCUACAAUGGUAAUGGCUGGAAUUAGAAUUAAUGUGGGUAAUCAAGAUUCUGGACGCACUCCUGGAUAUGUAGAAGUACUUGGGCGUUCUUUGCAAAUAGCACCGAUUACCCGAAGUCGAUGGUUCGAUUUUCCUUUAACCAGAGAAGAGAGCCUUCAAAGUGAUAAAAAGUUAACUAUUAUAUUUGGCCCAUCAAGAGAUCCUGAAGGCAUUACAAUGAUUGAUUCAAUAAAAAUGUCAGUUAAUGGAAUUGUAAAUAAUAAUUUAUAAUCUGUUAUUCUAAUUUUAUUUCUAUUUUUAUUGUACAGAUAUGGCAAAACUAAAGAAUCAUUUGGAUGGCCUGAUGAUGUAGAUGAGAUAAGUAAUGGCACAAUUUAUGGUUCAACAUCAACCAGUACCGUAGUUACUGCUAACCAGUACAAUUCUCAAGAAAAAGAGUUACCUGUAACUGGUUUAACUGUUGACCAUUUAGACAAGUAACAUAUUUUAUUAUUAUCUCAAUAAUUUAAUUACAAUUUUUGAUUUAUUUUAUUAACACUGAUCAGUAUAAUAUCUUGUGUUUAUAUUAUUUAUUGCUUAAUUAAGCUAAACUAUAAAAAGUGAUAAAUUCUUUCAUUUUCAUUUUUUUUCAUCCUUAUUUUUGAUGGUGAAACAAUUGUUUACUUUUAUUUUAAAAUAGUAACUUAUAUUCAAAAUUUCAUAAACAGAUAGAAUAUUAAUUUCAUACAUUUUGAUGUGAAUAUUUUUGAUUUCCAUUAAGUCGUUGAAGAUCCACUUUUAAGUUUAGUUAGAGAAAAAUAGAGCACUAUUCAAAUUUAGUGUGCCAUGCUACUAGACAAAUAUGUUCCACUGCUCCUCCAUUAUCCAAACAUGAAAUGGAUAGAUGAUAUCUUUUUAACAAGUUAACAGAAAUCAAUAAUUUCAACAUUAAAAUGUAUUUAAUAUUUCAUCUGUUAAUAGAAUUAUUUUUUUAAAAGUAUUAACCAUUUUAAUAAUUUUGUUUUUACUUUAUUAUUUUAUAAUUUAUUAAUUUAGGUUGCUUUUAAAAAUAAAAAGUAUGUAAUCAUUUCAACCCAAAAAAAAGAGGAAAUGUAAUAGUUUAGGUAAUGCUUUUUCUUAAAUUUUCUAAUAAAACAAAUUCAAGGAAAUUUGAUAUUUUUUAGACAUAAUUAAUGUCUUAGUGUCUUUUGUUAUUCAAGAAUUAAUCAUUCUGUAUAUUCAGUUGAAUAAUAGUUAUAAUGCCAGAUUCUCAUAACUCGUGUACUUGACAAGUAUAUACAAAUAUUGAUUAAUAGGACUCGGAUUUUAAAGCAUAAUAAAUAACAAAAAAAAGCACAAAAUUGUUUUAAAAAAACAAAAAUGAAGCAUAUUAAUUUUUAUAAAAAGCAAAAAAAAAAAAAGCAUGACCAAAAAUUAACAUAAAUUAGUUAUUAGAAAACUAAAAGAAUAAAAAAGAAUUGAAAAACUAAUUUAAAUUAAAAAAAGAAUUAACUACCAUGUAUUUUACAAAAUUUGCAGUAGUGAAACAAUGACAAUAGUCAUUGUCUGGCAAAAUGUUUUUAUACAUAGAAAACGAAUGUUUCUAGAAAACAAAAUAUGCAUAGCUUUAUCUAAUAGAUAAAAUAUUGUACUAUGAUUAACUUUAUCCAAGUAUUCUGGGUAAAUAACGGACAUAUUACUUGGAUUUUAUAGUUGUAAUGUGCCUACUGUUACAUUUUCAACAUCCAUAGUCCAUAGUUUCAUCAAUAGAUAGAUAUAUUUUCUGAUCAGUUAUUGUAUCAUUAAUUUUUGCCAAUGUGUUUUUAUAGUAUGUAUUGAAAUAUCCUUUACGUGUAAUGUUGAAUUGUUAGAAAUAGUUUUUUUUUUGGAAUAUUUGCAGCUACCAAUGUUCAACAUAAAUUGGCAUUAAAAUCUGACUGAUUACUAAAUUAUUGUAAAAAAAGUUGAAGUAAUGCAAACUUUUCAUUUUUAUGUCUUUUUAACUGCUUGUACAUGUUUUUCUCUCUGUGCAUUAUAUUUUUUUUUUUACAUGACAUUUUUAUUACAUAAAGUUUGCUAAAUAAAUUGGAUCCUUUGAAAAAACUUUAUCAAAUUCUAACACUAAUUUUUUUAAAUAUGCAUUUAUUAUAUCUUUUGAUAUUUUUAUUAAAACACUAAAACUUAAAUUUUGAAAUGAUAGAUAUUAAUUUUAUUAGGAGUACUGACUACAGGAUAUAUGUAGGUCGAUAAGUUAUCGAACUGUAGGCUGUCUAUAGAUCGAUAAUCUAUAUGUUUAAUAUGCUUGAUUGUUAAAAUCAAGCCGAUAACUAAAACAAUAAUAAUUCAAUAUAAAGAUUUAGUCUGUAUUCCAGGUUUUUACAUUUCUUAUUAAUUAAUUUUUUUUUUUUUAUUACUGUUGCAUAAUAAACAUAAAAAUACCAUAGCUGGAAUAACUGAAAAAAAGCAAUAAAAAAAUCAAAAAAAGCAAAAAUAAAUUGGUUUAUUUGGAAUCAGAAUGGCAUGAAACAAAUGUAUGCAUAAAAAUUAGUUUUAUAUCUCAUUUAUCAAAAAAAUGCAUUUGCUUUAAAAUCCGAGCCCUAUUGGCUAAUCAUAGUAUAGUAUACACGAAUAAUCAAAUUAGUACUCACAAUGUUUCUAUCUGUCGUAUGUCAAUUUCAAAAUUUUUUGAGAAAUUUUAAACAAGAUAUUGGCAGAUUGUCCCAUUUGGGGACAAAAGGUGAGAGAAUGGACCAUGGUGUACAAUGUAUGCAGAUAAUUUAGCUUUCAUAGAAGAAAAUCUAAAAUAAGUUAACAAUAGGCAUGAGGAAUGGAGAGUAGCACUAGUACAAAAAAAACAGAAUAUGAAUUUGGAGGAACAAGAACUAUUUCUUGUUCUAUAUUUUAGGUUAUAGGCGAGGUUGAGAGUUUUAAGUACUUAGGAUCUUUUGUACAAAAAUAUGGCGACAUUAUGUGUAGUUGAAUAAUAUGGAGAGAAGUGUCAGGCGUUUUGUGUUUUAUGUGACACGGGAAUUUCAAUAAGAUUAAUAGUUCUACAAAAGUGUGAUGAAGACUGACUAUAUUUUGUAUAGUUGCAUACUUCGGAUUAUUGGGUGAUUACAGAAAAAUAGAACAGAUUGAGUGUACCAGAGAUAAGAAUGCUUAAGUGGAUGAGUGGAGGACGAGAAAAGAUAAAGAUACACUUUAAAAUUGUAAUCAUAAAAUUGUCUUAAACAAAAUAUUAUUCAAAUUAUUUUGCAUACCAAACAUCUAUUGCAUAUAAUACAAUAAGAUGAAGAAAUUGAUGACAUUUGUUUGUAUUUUUAUGUUACAUUAAGAAUAAAAAUACAAAAAUUGGAAUAGAUAAAGUUUGUUUUAUAAUUAUGUGUACUACUAUGCAUUAAAGUUGUUAUGGGUAUUACAUUUGACUGGAUACUGGGUAAUUUUAGAAUUUUUCAUUUCGGUACAGGGUGCUUGGCCAGGUAUUAAAAUAAAAGGAAUAUUAAAUAGCUUACAUGGCCAGUCUAGUACAUAAAUAAAAUGAAUUCAAUGUGACAAGUGUAUUGCUAUCUUAUCUUCAAGUGCUAAAAAAUGAUAUCAUUGAUAAAUAUUAAUAAUAUUUGAUGAGCAUUAUUAUGUAUGUAUGUACCAUGGUGGAUUAAUCCACUUAAUUUACUUUGGUAUGUACUAUGUAUUACCCAGACUCCUCUAAAAAAUGUUUUAUAGGGCUCGCCAGGUACCGAAUACUAAAAAAAAGCUGAGUAUUUGGUACCCAAAACAACUCUACUAUGUAUCUUAUAUUAUACAGUAUUUUUUUUGUUUUUUGUACUUAUGAUAUUUAUAAUAUUUAUGAAUCUUAUGUUAGUAUGACUAUAUUCUAUUUAAUAUAGUUCUCGUUACAAGGUAAUUUUUUUAACUAAAAAUGUUCAAUAUUUUGUAGGAUAUUUAUUAAUUUUUAAUAAUUAUAAAUUUAAUAUUUUUAAAAUUAUUUCCUAAGAUUGUCACCUUUUUAUUUUAAGUGAUAUUAGUAUAAAUAAACUUUAUUAUUCUAAGAAAAUAUAAUUUAUUUAAUCAUUUUGUUACACUUUAAUAAGAGAACAAUAAGCUCUCAUCUACUGUCUCAUUUAAAUAAUAACAUCAUAGUAAAAUUAUGUUAUUUAGAAAGUAAAUUAUGACAUUUGGGUUAAAAUUAGAGUUUAAAUACCUACAAAUAACAAGCUUUAAAAAGAUUAUUUUUGAGCUGUACAUAAACUUUUUCUAAACUAUUGUCUUACCAUAAAACUAGUGUUAGUUUUUCCUUUUUUUUGAUAGUAGUAAAUUUAUUGUAUGACAAUCUUUUUAGAAAAAAUCUAUGGCAGCUUUUGAAAACAAUUUGUAUUUUAAAUUUUGUUAUUUAUGUUUUUUCUAACUCUUACUCUGUUACCUUUUAUUAGUUUGACCAAAACAGUAGAUGUGGGUGUGGAGUUCUUUAAAAUGAAAUACAAUUGUAUUGAAUUGUAAAAUUCAAAUUUUAUGUUCUAAUAUAUGGAAUAUUGAGGUUUAACAAAUAAUCAUUUAAAUUUUAAAUUUUUAGAUUUGUCAUUGGAUUACUAAGGAUAUUAGAAAAAAGCUUUAUUCUUUCAACAUUCUGUUUAAAUGAAGAGACAGAACAGUAUUCAGAUAAUAAAACCAAAACAGUCAAUAUGGCUUUAAAACUGCUUAAUCAUAGUACUCAAGCAUGUAUCCAAAUCAGUGCUAAAGCAUUAGUAAUUUCCUUACAGCCAGAUUUCAAUGCUUUAAAAGUAUAAAAUAGAAUUUAUAUAUUGAAACUUUAAACAAUACUAUAAUGAUAUAAUUGUUUAUAAAUAGGAUCAAUCUAUAUUAAUUUAUACCCUUCAAACAUUGCAUAGUUUUUUAAACACGGACCCUAAAAAUCUGGAUGCUGAAGCAUUCUAUAGGCUGGUUUUAAUUACUCGGGGUAUUGCAGUUAGCAGACCAGACAAUUUAUUUAACUUAAAAUUAAAAGAUGGAGGUAAUUAAAAAAAUUUAUAAAAUAGUUAUAAAUUAAAUUAGACAGAAUGCAUUUUAUACUGUGCGUUUAUUCUUGACAAAUGCACGACCUAUGAUGAUUUUUGAUAUACAGGGUGAUUUAUUUAAUGUAAAACUUAUUAUUUCGGAAAGUAUUGAUUUUAAAUAUAUUUUUUUUUUUAAUUUUAGAAACAAGUAGCUCUACAUUUUUCAUUUUUUUCAUCUUUAUUUUUGGAGGUGAGAUGUCUAAACUAUUUUUGAUUUUCAAAUAUUCCACUUUUUCUGGUUUAGGUAGGGGAAUAGUCGUUAGUGAAGCAUCAUUUGUGUGGCGUAACUUUUGAAUAGUAUUCCAUUUUUUUACCUCUACCUAAACCUCUUUAAGUGGAAUAUUUUGUUAAUGAUUUACGGAAAUCAACAAUUUCAACAAGAAAAUUGAUUUAAACAUAAUGUUUUUAAAAUAAGUCAAUACUUUGUGUAAUUAUGAGUGUUGUACAUUAAAUGAAUCAUUGUAUAUAUAUAUAUGAUGUUAAACUAACAACUUUAUUUUCAGAAAAUUAUACUACUUAUGGAUUUGAUCCAAUGCCGAAUUUGUCUCUAUCCCUUAUUAGAAAACUAAUAACUGUAUUUUGGAUAUUGUACAAUCAGAGACCUAAAAAUACAUCAUUUUGUACAAUAUACAUACCUGGUGAGUAACUAAACAUAUUUUUUCAUUAUGCAAGAUAUAUCUAAUAAAUUAUUCAAAAUAUAGGUUUAAAACAUACAGAAGCAGUUGUUUUUGCACUUAUUGAAAUCCUUCAUUCAUUAUUAUAUUAUGAAUAUUCUGGCUUUGAAAACACACAAAUGAUCAUGGUAUCUAAGUACUAUUUAGAAUUCUUACAGUGUGAAGAUAUAGCUGUUAGCUAUACUGCAAAAGUAGCACUUAUAAAAGCUUUAAAACCGCGUCAUGUCUUAAGAAAAAAUAAAAAAAAUUUAGUCCGUGUAGAUAACUCAAACAAAGAUUCAGUAGAAGGUAUUCAAUUAAUGGUAGCCUUUAUAAUUUUUUUUUAAUAAUUUUAAUUUUAAUUUAGUUAAAGAAUCAAACUCCAAAGAACCUGAAAAUGAAGAACAAGUACCUCAAGAAGCCCCAGAAGAAAAUAUCUUAUAUGAAGUUGAUGAACCAAUUAUUUUAUUAGACCCAAGAGGUAAUAUUUAUUUAUUUUUAAUAGAUAUUAAUAUAUAAGUACUUUACUUUAUAUUUUGAAAUGAUAAAAGAGAUUUAAAAAAAAGAAAGAAAAAAAGCGGUCUUAGAAUAAUGGUGCAGCCACUGUUAUAUGUAAUUUAAUGUAUAUCUGUAAAUAGCAAUAAACCAUUGCUAAUGAAAAAUGAUUCUGUUUGGAGUUCAGUUGAUAGUGUUGCUUUGUCAAAUUUUCCCAUUUUUUGAGAAAAAUCAAAAACUGACUUCCUCAAAAUACCUCCUAGUCAGAUUUCCAUUUAGAAAAAUUGCUAUCAUUGUAAAUUGGAUCAAAAUUGUUGGUAAAAAAGUUAUACACAAAAAAAGAAAUUACUAAUAAAAGAAAACAAUUAUGAUUAGAGUAAUAUUAGUGUUUUUCUGUUCUGUAACAAAGGUAAAUUGUAAGUUUUUUUUAUUCAAAAACUGAUGGGAAUCAGCCGAGGAAACUGACAGUUGUUGUCACUGUUUAGGUGUAAAUUGAGAAAGUGGAAUACAUAAAGUUAUUUAAUUUAUAUCUGUAACCAACAAUAAACUAUUGCUAAAGAAAAACAUUUCAGAAGGAAGUUCAGUUUUAAAAUGUUUUGGAAUAUUUAUGAUUUUUAUCAAAAUUUUGUUUCAAAACUUAGAAAAAAAAAAUACUAAUUUAAACUCAACUUUUCUUGUUGAUCAACAAGUAUAACUUAUUAUAAAUUACUUGUUAAAUUUUUAAGCAAUUUAUUUUUGUUCUAUCAAUUUUAUCCACAGAUAAAAAUACCUACCAAAUUAAAUUAAAACAAAUUGGCAAACAAUUUUUUUAACGCCCAAAAAAAGCAAAUUUAAGUUUUCUGCCUAAAUUUCAAGUAUAUGUAUCAUGAAUAUUUUAAACUGAAUUACAUUAAAAAAACAAAAUAUAAAAUAAUAAAAUAAUUAUUUUUGUAAAUUUUUCUACCUGUGCUUUUUACAUAUUUUUUGGUUUGCUCAGUUAUUUAAAAAACUACAAACAAAAAUCUAAAAAUGUUCCUUGGUCACCAACUAGAUUGAAAAUUCAACAAAUAAGAUCGCUUGUUAUUUUCUAUAGGAGCAAUAUUUCUACUCUAAUAGAAAACAUAAGUUAUAAAUAUUAAAAACAAUGAAAUUGGAGUGCUGUAAAUAUUUAUUUUACCUAAAAAAAUGUUUGGGGUUUUUCUCAGUUAUUUUCUGAAAAUAAAAAAUGACUUCUCUAAUGCACUAACUGGACAAUAUUUCCUUUCAGAAAAGUUACUACUUUAUUAUCGCAAUAUUUCUUUUCAAAAAGUUGUUUACAGACAAAAAAAAGAACAUAUCAUAGUAAAACCUUGCUACCUCGCAACACAAAAAGAAUUUUUGGGGUGAACUGUUGAAAAUAUCGAUAAGUGUUCCAAAUAAAAGUAUCUGACAACAAUUUGCAUAUUUGAGUUAUUGUGUGAAAAAUUAAAGUAUUUGCCCAAUCGUAUAAGUGUUUUUCGAGAAAAAAAAUACCAUAUUGAAAUUUAUAGUAUCUUUGUUAUAGUCAGAAUCUAAAAGGUAAUUAAUAUUGAAUUUUUAUAGUUGAAAAUCAAGAUCCUCAAAAUAACAUGGAAGUAUUAAUUGGAAAUGUUCAAUUUCCCGGUCUUAUUCUCCCACCUGAUGCUGAUGAUGAUGCAAUGGUAGAAUUAGCUAUAGCACUCAGCCUUCAAGUAAUUACUAAAUAAUCAAAUACUUAUACAAUUUACUAUAUUACUAAAUAAUUAUAAAACUUAUUAAUAAUGUUUGAUUAUAGGAUAAUGAUAAUGCAGAACUACAAAAUAUUAGACAAGGUUUUGUAGAAUUACAAGGCUUAAAUGCUCCUGCUGAAUUACAGGUAUAGUACCAUUUAAAAGUAUAAUUCUAAAAUAUAAUUUUAAAUUUGUCUGCUUAGAAUUUGCAAGAAAUUUCUUCUCAGACUAAUGAAAACGGUCAAAAUUCUGAAAUGCAAUCAUCUACACAACAAGGUCAUUUAAGUGACACAACUGCUUCGGCCGCUGGUUCUGAUGAUGAAGAUACAAAUGCUGUUCCAGGAAAUAGCAACUUAAGAACAUCACUCACAGAAACAGUAAAUAAUUAAUUAUUAAAUUUAAAAAUAAUGUUAAAUAAUAUAUAAAGAUAUUGACUUAGUGUUAAAAUUUAAUUUCGUAACUGCUAGUUUUGAAGGUAGAUAUUUCAUCAAAAGGGGUAACAUAUUUAUAAAUUAAUUACAAUAUAAUUAUAAGAAAAAAUAAAAUAUAUAUAAACAUUAUGUCAUAUAAAGAAAGUAUAAAAUAUAAAAUUAAAUAUUAUAAUGAAAUAAUUAAUUUGAAAAAAUUAUUAAACAUAGUUAUUUAAUUUUAUAUUUAUUUCAAUGACUUUAUUUGUAAUAAUAUUUACAGAGUCAAGUUGAAAGAGGAGCAGAUGAAGAUAUAGUGUAUGAUCAAGAUUCAGAAAUAAAUGAUCAUAAUAAUCAUCUACACACUUUGAGAGCAUCCUUAAUGGAUAGAUUUAUUCAUCAUAUUCCGCAUUUACAUAAAAUUGGAGGCACUAGAUCUAUACCAUUUUUCCAAGUAUGUUAUUUUUGUAUGUUAGAAUGUUAAAGAGAUUACACGAUUAAGCUUUUAAUAAAUACGAGAAGAUUGUCUUAUUAACAUAUUUUAGGUACAAAAUUAACUAUUUAUAUUAUUAGUUAAUGAAAAUUAAUAUAUUUCAUUAAAUAUUAAUAUAAAUAAACAAUUAAGUAGAGAUUAGUAAUAUUCAAAUUAUUUAAGUUUUGAUCUUCAGCUGUCAAUAUAGUCAGGUAUCCAUUUUAUUGGAUAAUUUUUUAAAUUUUUAUUUUAUAAACCUUUUUUAUUAUACCACUUGUAAAAAAAAAUUUUAAAAAUUAUAAAAAAUUAUUAACUAUACGAAUUAAGUAAUUGAAAUUUAAUAAUUUUUGAUUUACAAUUAUGAUUGUCUUUAAAGCUAAUAAUAUGUCACAUGGUGAUUUUGAACCAAAAUUAGAUGCCAUCUGUUUUUCAGAAAAAAAAACUCAAAUCCUAAACUAAUUUUCUCUAAGACCUUUUUUCAUGAAUAUUAUUAUUCUCAAAUACAAUACAUGUCUGCUGCUAGAGCUCAAAUGUCAAAGACUUCGCAUAUUUUUUUUAUCAAAAUCAGAAUUAUACCUGAAUGUGAUAUAAUUUUGAUUCAUGAAAUCUAGAUUUCAAAUAUGCAAUCUUAUUUUGCAUUAUAUUUGCAUAUUUGACAUUUUUGAGCAUAUAAAUACAUAUAUUGAUUAUUUUUAGAUUUAGUAGCAUACUUUAAACAAUUUUAAAUAUAAUAUUAAUAAUUUGUACGGAAACUAUUAACCAAACACUUUAUAUCAUAACGUAAAGUUGCUGACACAUCUGGUUAUUUAUAAACCUAUAGUGAGUAGUUAACAAAAACGUUCUGUCAGUUCGUCGAAAUUUUUCAAAUUUGAAAAUAUAAGUAAAAUAGUUGUUAUACAGUGUAAUCCUAAAAUUUAAAGUAUUUAACCUAUGUAACAUUUAGAUUUUUAAAUUAUUUUAUUUUUUGAUUUGUAAAACUUGGUAAUUUUUUUAAAAAUGUGUAUAUUUAAUGCAUGCACUAUUAAAAGAGUAUACAAUUUAUUUUAAAUUAAUAUUAACACUUUUUUCAUAUAUUUGUUGAAAAAAAGGUAUAUAUGAUUCAUUAUUCUGUUGAAAAUAAAUAAACUAAAAUAUAUUAUAAGGAAUAUAAUUGCAUAUUUUGAAAUUUUUAAAUGCAUAUUUUAAAGAAAGUUUGGUCAUUAACAUCCACGCUUUACUGAUAUCUGUUUUUUAGUAUUAUUACAUUAAUUAUGUACCCAUUUAGUUGUGUGUUUUAUCAAAAAAAACAAUAAAUGUUUUGGUAGUUAAUGGUACUCAAGAUACAAUAAUAAAUCGGUGCAAAAAAUGGUUAUAUUUGAAAAAACAUUUUUAAGAUUUUCGUGAAAUAGUUUUUCUAAGAAAUGGUCAUUUAGUCAUUUAAUUUGGGAAAUUGCCAGAGAACCCAAUAUUGUUGAAUUUUUUUUGUAUUUUCUUAAACAUAAAUUAUAAUAAUAUAAUUAAUAUUUGAAUUAUUAAAGUUUAGUAUAUUGGUGAAUAAUUGUAUUAAUACGAUUAGAUUGGUUUUUUUUAUUUAGGUUAUCUCUUCUAUUGUCGCUGAUAUGGAUUUAAAUGAUUUAAGAGACAAAGCACAAUUUACAGAACUUAUGCAAAUGUUUAUUACUAAUUUACGUCAUGAAACAUCAGAUGGUGCUAAUUUACAUAUAAGAAAUGCAGAUCGAGAGAUAGUCAUAAUUGUUAUGCGUUUUAUUGGUAAGUAGACUUAAAUAUUCUUUUAAUAAAGUUUGUAUGAUUUUUAUUUUAUUUUAGGAGUUUUAUUAUCAAGACCCAAAUCUAGUUCUAAAUCAUCAGAUCAUACAACACAUAUAUCUCAAAUGGCAGCGUCCAUGUUAAAAAAUGCUCAGUUUAUAUCUUGUUGUCUUAAAGCAUUAAAAGCUUUACAUGAAUAUUGGGCUAGGUAACAAUGAAUAAUACAUAUAAUAAUACAUUAUUUUUGUUAUUUUUUUUUAAUAUACAUGUAUUUUUGUGUUAUAGUUUUAGUGAUAAUGAUGAUAACGGUGCCACUGUGGUUAGUGUUUUGUUAGAACCAAGCGGACCAUCACAAGUUCCAGAUAUGAGUCCAUUUUUCCUAAAACCCUAUUCAGUUAGUCAGUCAAAAGACAUUUUCUAUAACUACCCUAUCAUUCUAACAGAAAUGCUAUUACGUUUACCAUAUCAAAUACAGAAAAGUUGGUCACAGUUGUCCUUUGAACCAGUAUGUAUUAAAUUUAAACUAUAUUUUUUUUUUUAUAAACCUCAUACAAUAAACUAAUAUUUUUAAAUAUAUAUUUGUUUUUUAGGAAUGGUUGACUGUAUUGUGUGAAUUUAUGAGUUUGAAAACAAUCAGUCCAUUUAUUAAGCGUCAAGUUAGGAAACUAUUAUUAUUUGUUUGUGGAAACAAGGACAAAUAUCGCCAAAUUAGAGAUAUGCAUGCCUUGUCAACUAGUAUGAAGGUAUGAUAUAAAACUAGUUAAAAUGUAUUUUCUUUAUAUAUAUAUAAUUAUUUUUUUUAGAAUUUCCAAAUCACAUGUGAUAUUGGAGAUCGUAAUACACCACAAUCUCUUAGUUUAACAUAUGAUAAACUUGUUGAAUUAGUGGAAGAUGUAAAAGUUUGUGUAGAUAUUGCAUCUAGUCGUAUGAUGAACUGGCAACUAUAUUGCCGUAAAGAUAACACUGUUUUAUUGUAUUUGAUGCGUGCAGCUUGUCUUUUAGAUGAGGGUGUAUCAUCUACAAUUUUACAUUUACUUCAGUAUGCUAUAUGUGGUGCCAAAAAUCAAUCUGGUACUCCUUUAGGAAAGGAAUCAAAAUCUAAAGUAUCUAAAGUUGCAGAAGAUAUUGAGAACACUAUGCUCGAAGAAGCUCAAUGCAUGAUAUUAGUUAAAGAAAUGAACAAACUAUUAAAUAGAGAUAUUUUGACACGUUUUGUUAAAACAUUUUUACUUGAAACAAAUUCUACUCAUAUUCGUUGGCAAGCGCAUGCAUUAGUAUUAUCAAUUUACAGAAAUUCAGAACACGAAGAUCAAGAAAAAUUAUUAGAAUUAUUGUGGACUCUAUGGCCACAAUUGCCAACAUAUGGAAGAAAAGCAUCACAAUUUGUCGAUUUAUUAGGAUAUUUCAGUUUUAAGUAUAAUCAAAAAGCAGCUACAUCUACUAAAUAUGUUGAACAGGCAAUUGAAUUAUUAAGAACUCAAAAUUAUAAAUUGGCUUGCCACCCUAAUGCUAAUUUGUAUACACAAGUAUCUCAAUAUGUUGAUUUAGAAGGCUUUUAUUUAGAAAGUGAACCUUGCAUGGUUUGUAAUAAUCCUGAAAUACCGUUCAGCAAUAUUAAGUUAACUUCCAUAAAAGUAGAUUCAAAAUUCACUACUACUACUCAAAUUGUUAAGCUCAUGGGAAGUCAUACAAUUAAUAAAAUUGUAUUACGUAUAACUGAUUUAAAACGUACUAAAAUGGUGCGCACAAUGAAUAUAUUUUACAAUAACCGUUAUGUACAAGCUGUGGUAGAGCUUAAAAAUAAACCAGCAAUGUGGCACAAAGCAAAAGAAAUUUCAUUAACAUCUGGACAAACUGAAGUGAAAGUCGAAUUUGCUGUACCGAUAAUUGCAUGCAAUUUAUUAAUAGAGUAUGGUAGCUUUUAUGAGAACUUGCAUGCCUCAUCAGAAACUUUACAGUGUCCUAGAUGUAGUGCAACAGUUCCUUCAAAUCCAGGUGUUUGUUCUAAUUGUGGUGAGAAUGUAUUUCAGUGUCAUAAAUGCCGGUAAGUUCAUUAUAAUUUACAGUAAAAUAUUUAUAUUGAUCUUUUGAUGUAUAUUUUUUUAGGGCUAUUAAUUAUGAUGAAAAAGAACCAUUUCUUUGCCAUUCUUGCGGUUUUUGUAAAUAUGCUAAAUUUGAUUAUGUUUUAACUGCUAAACCUUGUUGUGCUGUUGAUCCUAUUGAAAAUGAUGAUGACAGAAAUAAAACAAUAAGUUCUAUUAAUUCAAAUUUGGAAAAAGCUGAUCGAUUAUAUAAACAGCUAGUGUCAUCAAAACCUGUUUUAGAGGUUAACUAUUAUAAUAUAUUAUAUUUAAAUUUAUAUUAAAGAAAUAACUUUAAAAUAAAUAUUUUAUUAUUUUUAGACCAUGUUAGUGAAAGUCAUGGAAAACCGUUUAGAGAAAUCAAAUAACACAAAUGCAGAAGAAAGUCAAAGUCCAAAUGUUGCUCCUGUGUCUGGAUUUGCUGCUGUUGUUAAUGGAGCUAUGAAUAAUAACAUUUCAUCAGGACCUGUACAUCAAGUCAAUAGAUCUAUUCAAUUACUAGCUCAAAAGUAUGGCUCUGAAUGCCGUAAUACUUUUGAAGAUCUCAGUCGUAUUGUACAAGUAAAUAAUUAAUAUUAAAUUUUAUAAAGAACAAAAUUACACAAUUAAUAAUUCAUUAAUUAUGGUAUAUUUAUGUGUUUUAAAAUGCAUAAGUUAUCACAACUAAUCCUUAGUAAAUAUUAGCGUUUAUAAUCAAUAUUAAAUUUUAUUAAAAAAUAUUAAGGUUUAAAUUAUAGAUACCUAAAAAAUAAAAACGGCCAACUCAUGGAUACUUUGUUAUUAGUUGACUCAUUGUUAAUUACUGCGGUGGUGUGUUUAGUACAAAACUUAAUUUUUACACUCAAUAAAUGGGCAUUUAUUUAUUUUAGUCUAAUUUUAAAUAUUUAAAUUAUUCAUAUUUUGCUCUAAACAUAGUGGAUGUCUAAUCAGUUAGUCAUUUUCUUAUCUAGUUACUCUUGCAUAAAGUUUAAAUUAGAACAUCAAAAUAAAAAUUAAUUUUUAAAAUCUGUAAAAUAUAUUUUGUAAAUAAUAGACUAAAAUAAUUUAAGAUAAUAAUGUUCUUAUAAUAGGCCAAUUUAUCUUAAAUAUUAAAUGCAAUGAUAGAUAAAUCUUUUUUUCUAAAUUCAAAAUUUUUUCGUUUUAUUAAUUAAAACAAAAAAAUAAUUUAUAUAGUUAAUUAAUUAAUUAUAUAAUUUUUAAAAUAUUUUACCAAACAUUUGAACAAAUUUAUAGGGUAAUUUAAUUUAUAUCUGUCGUAUAAUUAUUUGAGUGAUGUGCAGUUAAAUAUGUGUUUGAAAAAUAAAAGAAGUAGAAAAUAAUUUGUUUAAGAAUAUUAGAGAAUCCUUGGCAGAAGAAAUUCCAUUUUAUUUUAUUUUAUUUUAUUUUAUUAAUCAUAUUCAAUUUAAUCCCAUUUAAGGAUUAUAAUGUGAUAUUUUAGUGUUCUGAAUUGUUUUUAGAAUUCUGAACUGUCAGUAUUCAAAUAGAUUAUUGUUUUUUUCUAACUAUUUUAAUAAUUUAUAUAUUUUCUACAACUUUAUUUUUCAAUGAAAUUAGAUUUAUUUUCUAAUAUAUUUUUUUUUCCAGCACAUUAGUCAUUAGUCAUCCAUUCACAGAUAAAAAAACACAUAGUAAAGCCAAUACAUAUCUCACUGUGCUUAUAGUUUUAAAAAAACAAUUCUAAAUAUAAUAUUUAAAAAUAAAGACUUUAUAUUUCUCUAGAUAAACUCUAUAAAAAAUUUAUAAUUUUAAACUUAAUGUAUCAUUUUUAAAUUUGUUUUUUACAUUAUUUUAGAAAGUGUUGGCAAGUCGUAAAGAGUUAAUAGCAUAUGAUCAAAAUCAAGUAGGACAAGUUAAAUCAACAAGUCGUUUUAAUGGCAGUUUUAGUUCCGUUUCAAUUUCUGAUUCUAUAACAUCAUUAUCAAUAUCUCAAAAUAUGUCAUCAACUUGUUCUUUACCUAAUACUACUUGUUAUGGUUGUAUAACAGCUGCUCUAGAACAUUGUUUUGUUAUGUUACGUGCUCUUGCUACAAACAUGGCAUUACGUAAAAUACUUUUGCAACAAGGCUUGAUUCAAGAACUUGUUGAGAAUAAUAUUAGACGAGGAUCAGUUCAAGUAAUAAUUCAAAAUUUAUAUUUUUAAUAAUUAAUUUUUAUAAUUAUAUUUUUUUUAAAUUAUAGACUCAGGAAGAAGUAAGAAAUUUACUUUGUAUUUUGAUACAAGAUAAUCCAAAAGCUACAGAAGAUUUAUGUGGAUUGUUGAGUCAAAGAAUAUCACUUACAAUUAGAGGGCCAAUAGCAAAUGCUGAUUUAGCAUUUGCUGUUAGACCAGAAAUUUCCUUAUUGGCAACAAUGCUGUAUAAAGAAGAUUCAUGUUGGGAACAAAAGGCUAAAUGUGUAAUGCAAUUAUUCUUCAUGACAUGUAAAGAAUUCCAGUCGUCAGCUAUUGUUACUUACAUUACAUUACCGUGUUUAAAAAUGAUGCGCAAUAUUAUAAAACCGCCAGCUUCAACAGCUAAAGCAAAUAAGGUAAAUUGUGAUAACAAGAUUUAAUUUCAAUAUCUACAAAAAAAAAAAAAUUAUUUUACAUCACAUACUUUAAAUAAUAAUAAACUUAUUUAAUGAAUAAAUUACCUUUAGGACAAAUCUACAGAAAGCUUGUCAACUGUUCAAAUAUCAGAUCAUUUAAUGGUUGAUUUUAGAAAAUGGAGUAAACAAAGCCCUGAACAUAUAUUUAGCGCAUGGCGUCAAAGACUUCAAAAAAGAACACCAGAUGUUCCAUCAAAAAAACCAAAAUCAUAUGUAUUACUUUUUAAUUAAUAUCUAUAGAAAUUAAAGAGUAAAACAAUUAUAAAAAAAAAAAAUACUUCUAUUUUAAAUUCAUUAUCUCUUUUUUUAAUAAAGUCAGUAACAAAUGUAUUCAGUUGAGUUAUAUUUAGAGAAAAAUAGACUGGAUAAUAUGGUUUAUAAAUGUGUACUAUUUAUAAUUUAACUAUUUUUUUUUUCUAGAUUGAAAUAAGACAAUAUUAUUUAGCUUCUAAAUAUUUUAAGAAAUGGCGAUUAUAUUCAUUAAGAGACAUUGCUAGGCCAUUCAUCUUAACAGAAUCUUCUUGGCUAAAACAUUUCUUAUUCUGUUCAAGUACAAGACUAUUAAGACAGGUUACUUGUGCUAUAUUUGAGGGUAUUGCUCAAGUACCAGAAAGGAAAAAAGAGGUGAAGUUCUUUAUUAUUUUAAGUUGUAAUAUGUUUUUACUAAUUUGUAAUUUAAUAUUUAUAGAUUUUAGACCUAUUAACUGGAUUUUUAACAGAACUCGGAAAUGCAGGUGAAAACUGUGCUGAAUUUUUAGCUUUAUAUCAAAAUCUUAUUCAGCAAACUCCCUGGAAACAGUAUUUAGCAUUACGUGGUGUACUUUUAAUGAUAUCAGACAUAAUUACCAAAGAAAUUAAACAUUUACAUUAUUUAGAAGAAACUACAUUGACUUCAGAUUUAGCACAAGGAUUUGUCUUAAAAAGUUUAACUGGAUUGUUGGCAUCAUUUUUGGAAUUCGAUAGUAUUAAACAACAAUUCAAAGGAAGACUUGUGGGUGCUAUUUUAAAUGGAUAUCUUUCCCUUCGUCGUUUGGUUGUUCAAAGAACACGUCUAAUUGAUGAAACCCAAUCUCAACUUUUGGAGCUUCUUGAAGAAAUGACAUGUGGUACAGAAGCAGAAUCUAAAGCAUUUAUGGCAAUAUGUGUAGAAACUGUUGAAAAGUGUGAUUCACAAGAUGUACGUACUCCAGUAUUUGUAUUUGAAAGAUUGUGCUCAACUAUUUACCCUGAAGAAAAUGAUGUGGGUGAAUUUUAUAUGAAUUUGGAUAAAGACUCUCAACAAGAAGACUUUUUGCAAGUAAGUACUAAUAUAAACAAUGGUUAUUUUGAAAUAAUUUUAGUUUUAUAUAUUAUAAUUGAAUCGGCACAGGGAUAAUAAAUUGUAUAACUCAAAGUAUUUUAGAAAAAUAAAAAUAUAAAUUUUCUCUUAAAUAUUAUUUGGACUGCGCGUAGCACUUUUUGUUAUUGUUGAUUUCUGCAUUUAAACUAAUAUAUAUUUAUUAAUUUAAAUUAAUGAUUAUGUGCAUUAAGGAGGCUCAGAGCACACCUAGUUUUAAUGCAUUUUAGAUCAAUAAUUGAUACUAAAUUAGACUUCUCAAUGUUAGAUUUUAAUUUUUAAAGUAUGUAUGCAUUUGUUGAUACAUUUUUUUAGGUUUCUUAGGAAGUCAAUUUUCUCUUUUGAAGACUCCAAAAAUUAUGAUAUUAUUUCUGAAAAUUCUUUAAUAAUUCCCAAAUUACAUUUAUAUUUAUUUUAGGCAUACCAAGUUUUAAAAUCUGCUUCGUAAGAAACCUAGGCAGUUUUAAAUAAAUCCAUACAUACUUAUAAUAUACAAAUUUAUCAUUGGUAUGUAGGUAUGUCUAAUUUAAAAACAUUUAAAACACUUGGUCUAAAAUGUAAGAAAAUUAAAUUUUAUAUUUCGUGACGGUUUCCAAUGUUUUAACUUAUUGACAUAUGCGAGUCAUCGUCAGUGAUGGCACAUAUGCUACAGAAUUGCAACUAACAAUAAACUGACAAGGAAAUUGGUUAUAGAAGCUGGAUUUAUCAAGCUGAGUUUAUUUACUGCAUUAAUAACUGUUUUCCAGACAAAAGUUAACAAUACGAAAAAAUUUAAACUAGCUCUCUCCCCAUUUAAAAUACAAAAUAUAAAAUUAAUCAAUUUAUUAUUUCUUAGGGGCGCAUGUUAGGUAAUCCAUACAGUAGUAUUGAAUCUGGUCUUGGACCUUUAAUGAGAGAUGUUAAAAAUAAAAUUUGUCAAGAUUGUGAACUGGUUGCUUUACUUGAGGAUGAUAAUGGUAUGGAACUAUUGGUCAACAAUAAGAUUAUAAGCUUGGAUUUGCCUGUUAAAGAGGUAAGCAUUGUAUUUAUUAUAAACUUACAUUGGUCUUGAGAAUAUUAUAGAAUUAUGUACAUCUAUAAAUAUGUUUUAGGUGUACAAAAAGAUUUGGUUGCCAGAAGGCGGUGACAAUGAAGCUGCAAUGCAUAUUGUUUAUCGCAUGAGAGGAUUAUUAGGUGAUGCUACUGAAGAAUUUAUUGAGACAUUAGAUGCCAAAUGUGACCAAGAAGUUAAUAAUGAAGAAGUUUAUAAAAUGGCUAAUGUUAUGGCAGAGUGUCGUGGAUUGGAAGUUAUAUUAAAUAGGCUAUCCACAAUAGAAGAUCUCUCAAAGUCACGUCCACUUCUCCAAGUACUCCUUAAACUACUUGGUCUUUGUGUUAAAGUACAACAUAAUCAAGAAGUAUUAACUGACCCUAAGCUAGGAUCCAUACCCAUUCUUCUUGGUAUACUUGAGUUGUGCUUAAGUAAUGAUGCUGAUGGCUUAUCAAAUACCGAACUAACUGAACAAACUCUUGAUGUAAGUAUCCAAUUAGGAUUUUUCUGUGAAAAAAAGUAAUUUUAUUUUUUAAAUGAUCUUUUUGUAAUUAAACAAAUAUAUUAGAUUUUAGAAACAAUAUUAUCAAAAGCCACUUCUCAAAGUCCAGAAGAAUUUGCUCAAUUAUCAGAGACUUUUGGCCCGGAUGGUCAUAUUCAAUACCUUUUACAUUGUGCUUCAAAUGCUCGUUAUACAGUUGUACAGCAUCUUACUCGUGUUUUAGCUGCUCUUACGUAUAACAAUAAAGCCAAAAUGAUUAUUCUUAUGGAUCAUUUUGCUUCAGUUAUUUCUGAUUUUGAGAAAUUUGAUGACGUCCGUUCUACUCAAGAAGAGCAAAUGGUGCCUAUUUAAUUAACCACAUAUUUUUAUAAAUCAAAUAUUAAUUAAUUAAUUUGUAUUAUUUUAAUGUAUUUAGAUGAAUUUAUUUUGUGAUCUGACUCAUGGAAUUGAAAAUAAUUCAUUAGGCAACACACUGAAAGAUUAUAUACUUUCUCUUGGAGUUAUUAAUAAUGUUAUCCAAUAUAUAUUAGUAAGUCUAAUUUUAAUUUUGUAUUUUGAAAUUAAAUUAAUUUAAUUUACUUCUAUGCUCUGUAGACUCAUGCACCCACUGUAAAAUCAACUUUAAACAAAAACAACGAUAAAGAUGAGUGGAAAGAAUUCAUUUCAAAACCUUCAUUGAAGUACAUUUUACGAUUUUGGACAGGAUUAGCAAAGGGUCAUGAACCAACUCAGGUAUAUAUUAAUCUCUAUUACACUUGUUUAUUUAUUUAUAAUUAUUAUUGAUUAUUUAAAUCAAUUAAUGCAAAUUCAGGGUUAUAUGUUAUUUGUAUAUAAACAUUUUAAGUAUUUUGUUUUUAGUAUGUCAGAUUGAUUUUAAAUAAUAUUUUUUCUUUAUUAAUUUUAGACUGCUGUUACUGAUGAAUGUAUCCAGACUGUACAUUGUUUAGAACAAGUAUCAUCAGAUGAACAUGUUGGAUCUCUCGCAGAAAAUUUAUUAGAAGCUUUAAAAACAAAUCCUACAAUGGCAGCAAAAAUAGAAGAAGUUCGUGAACAAACCAAAGCAGAGAAAAAACGGUUAGCAAUGGCUAUGCGACAAAAACAACUUGGCCAAUUAGGGAUGCGUACAAAUGACAAGGGUCAAGUAACUGCUGAGACUUCAUUAUUGCAACAAGUUGAAGAUUUAGGAGAAGAAACUGGACUAGUGUGUGUUAUUUGUCGUGAAGGAUAUAAGUUCCAACCUACCAAAGUAUUAGGUAUUUAUACAUUUACUAAGAGAUGUGUUGUUGAAGAUCAUGAAGUGAAAGCUCGAAAAACCAUUGGAUACAGUACUGUUACACAUUUUAAUGUUGUUCAUUUUGACUGUCAUAUGGCUGCAGUUAGGUAAGAAACAAUUAAUUCAUUAUAUCAUAUUAAAGAAAGUUUAAUUAAUUAAAUUUGACUUAGAAUUAAAGUUUUUAAAAAAAUAUCUUUAUUCAUUACAAAUAUCAACAUGUAAUUGCAAUAAAUAAAAUGAUCAUAAAACAUUUAAAAAUAGUGUGUACAGACAAUAUUUUAUAAUGAUUCUAGUGUUAUGUAAUUAAUUUUGUUUUGAUAGUUUUAACACAAGAUGGUGGUGAAUUAUCAUUUUUAAUUUUAUAACUUAAAUUUGAUGAUUAUAUUAUUAAAAAAAUAUAGGUAAUAUUUUUAUUAAGAUUAUUUAAUUUUAAUUACCGUACAGUUAUAGCUGGUUUUUGAAAUGCCAUAAAAUAAUCAACUUUUGAAAUAGUUAUAUUAAUUGCUUAAAUUACUUAUAUGAUAAUAUACAUAUAUAUAUAUAUAUCAUAUACACUUUAUUAACAAAAAUGUAUUUUAUAGACUCGCUCGAGUUCGUGAUGAAUGGGAAUCUGCAGCUUUACAAAAUGCCAAUACAAAGUGUAAUGGUUUAUUACCUAUGUGGGGCCCUUCGGUUGCUGAAUCAGCUUAUGCAAAUUGCUUAGCUAGACAUAAUUCAUAUUUACAAGAAGCUACAGGUCUAAGGGAUAUAAGUUACACACAAACUGUGCAUGAUCUAAAAUUACUAUUGUUGAGAUUUGCUCAAGAAAAAAGCUUCCACGAGGAUACUGGAGGUGGAGGACCUCAGUCUAAUAUGAAUUUAGUACCAUACCUCAUGCAUAUGGCAUUAUAUGUGAUUAACACGUAUGUAAUAGUUAAUUUUAUAGUACUGCAUUUAUUAUAUAAAAUAAAUAUUUCAACUAUUCAUGUAGCAGCCUUUUAUAAUUUUUAUCAAACCUAAACCUGAUUAAAUUCAAAUAAAUUUAAAAAAUGUUACAUUAAAUAAAUAGUUAUAACAUAAUUUAAUACUUAUUGAUCAUACUAAUUAAGAAAGUAAUAUUUAUACUUUGUCAAAUUUAAAUAAUAAUUAUUUUAUUUAUAGUGAUGUUACAAACCCAAAUAGAACCCAACUUAUAUAUAUAUACCGGGUGAUUUUUUUAUGUUUAAACUCUCAUUGUUUCAAAAUGUAUUGACUAUUUUUGAAAUUUAUUUUUUUUUGUUACUCUUAUUUUUGGAGAUGAAACGACUACCUAUUUUUGAUUUUCAAAUGGCAACCUAUAUUGAAAAUGACUUCGAUAGAUAGAGUAUUAGUUGAUAUAAAUUUUGGUGUCGAAAUUUUUAAUUUCCAUCAAUCCAUUGACGAGAGAUAUUCAACUUUUAAAUUCGGGUCGAAGGAGAGUAGUGAAGCAUCAUUUGUGUGGUAGCGCAGCGUUUUAAUAAUGGACUUCUACUCUCCUUUGACCCAAAUUUAUAAGUAGAAUAUCUUGUCAACGGACUGACAGAAAUGAAUAAUUUCAACAACAAAAUUUAAUAUUCAUUAUAUUGAUGUUUUAAUUUAGGACAAGGCGAACUAGUGCAGAAGAACGUAAUUUACUCUCAUACUUGGAACCAAAGCCUUCUGAUCGAUUGAUUGAAAGUUUUUAUGACACAGAAAGUCCAUUCUAUUGGCUCGUAAUGUCAAUUAUGUUAACACCAUAUUCAAAAUGGAUAUCAACAAAUCGUUUAAUGCACUUAAAUAAAAUCAUAUUAAUGGCUCACUUAUAUCGUACAAAUUCUUCUGCAGCACCUAAUGUACGCUCUGUGCCGAUGACUCCUUAUGAUUACAGUUCUUAUAAACCGGCUCUAAUGUUCUUUUCAUUAAUCAACACUAUGUAUGAAUACUAUUUCAAGGUAAUGAAUGGUUUUUUUUUUUAUUAUUGUUACAUAACUUUCUAACACUAAGUUGUUAUUUUUAUGUAUAUGUAUAUAUAUGUGUGUGUGUGUGUGUAUGAUUUCAGACUAUUGAGGUGUCGGAAAAUAAAAAUUGGUCAAGUUGUUUAGCUGAUUAUAUUCGUUACAAUGAUGAAACACUACUCAAAGUAUCUGAAAAGAUGAUGGCAACCUUUAGUGAAGACUUUUUACCUUGUACAUCAUUUGAUGAAUUUUGUGAUGUUGCACGUAAGAUAUACAUGUUUUAUUUAAAUACAUAUUAUAAAUAAAUAAGAAAAACAGAACUUUUACUUAAUAUUUAAUUUGAUGUUUUAUAUAACUAAAAACAACACUCAUGCUAGAAAUUAUAUAUUGCCUAUUCGGUAUUGCUUCUUUUCAAAUAACACGCCUCUUGUUGGAUGUACACUGAUACACUGGACAGAUAUUUACAUUAAAUUGCAUAUUUUUAUUAGUUGGUAAAAAAAAAAAAAAAAAAAUUAGCCAUUUAUACCAAAAUGUAUUUUGUGACUUGGUGUUUUUGGGAUUCUUAUGACAUAUUUUAGGAUUUUGUAUACUUUUAGAGCAUAUUUUAAUGAUUUCUUCAUACAUUUGUAAAGCAUAUUCAAUUUUUAAAAAACAUGUUUAACAUUUUGGUAUUUUUAGUGCCUAUAUAUCUGCAUAAAUGUCUGCUCUAGCUUACAAACACAAGUAUAGAAUGUGUAUUAACGCAUUAUCACUGGUUAUAUUUUUGUUAAAAAUAAAGUUGUUACGAUAAAACAUUAAAAUAUAGCCAGUAUUUAUUUGUAUUUACAGCCAUGGUAAUAGUUGUAUUUUUUAUUUUUUAUUUUUUCUAUACUCAAAAUGAAUAAUCGUAUAAUUGUUUUUAUAAUUUAAAGUACCUCGGCAUCAAACAUUUUUGAACACUUACAGUGCUUUAUUUAAAAUAUGAAAUAACUUAAUUAUUAAAAUUAAUUACAAUAUUCGGUUUUUUGUUUCAGGAAUAAAUAUCACGGAUACGUCAACUUACAUUAAAAGCAUCUUAAGUACUUAUAUCCAACAAUAAAAAAACCUAUAUACCUAGUAAAUGUAAUAAUUUUUUCACCUAUAUGAAAUUAUUCUAAUUAUUUAUUCACAAUAUUUAUUUUUUAAGUUCAAUACCUUAUAAUAUUAAUAAAGAAAUUGUAAUGUUUAAAUUUUAAAAAUAAAAAUUACAAUAAUUAUAAUUAUUUGUUGUUGUGGUUAUUCUCUUGUUGUAUUAAAACUAUAUUCGAUGCUUGGUGUGUUGAACGAUGAAUUUAGUUGUAUAAGGACUAUGAGGUAUGUCACGAGUAAAGAUAAAAUCUAAAAAAAAGAAAAACGCGUAUUAUCAGUUCGGAAUGUUCAAUAUUUGUGACUGUCGA